Messenger RNA from Xyrichtys novacula (pearly razorfish), 53661 nucleotides. The record is from the annotation of a GenBank genome assembly. NCBI's taxonomy places the organism in Eukaryota, Metazoa, Chordata, Actinopteri, Labriformes, Labridae.
AAGUUGUCUGAUUAUAACAGUUUAAGAUCUGGCAGUUGGUACUGCGCUAAGAUGAUUGUGUUGUGGCUGAUUUUCAUAUAAACAGCCCUUAAAACAUAAUCCUGAGUAUAAACUUCUGCUACAACUUCAAAAAUGUUGGGUAAUUUAAAUUUCCAGCAGCUGUAAAAUCCCCCACUAUCACUUCUUCUUUUAAGUGUGUGUAACUAUCUUCUCCUCGGCAGUUAUAAAAAAAAUUAAAACCGUGGAUUUGUUUUGAAACCUUUCAUUCAGGCGCGUACAGUUCUACCCUGUGUAUGUCUGGACGCACGUACCGUUCUCUGUUUGUGUGCCUCCAGUUUGUGCCGCGCUGUGAUUUUCUAUUGGUGCGCCUCAUGAUUUCUGCGGCACCUGAUUGGCUCAUCUGUGGGUGUGUGAGAGUCACUCGCUCGACUGUUGUAGACUUUGAUUGGACGCUCUGGGUCUUAGGCGUCAUUGGUCUAGAAUGUUCAGUUUGCCGUUUUGCUAUUCGCUAGCGCUUUUGUCAUCACACAGGAAUGCGGAAGAAGUGUAGUCUACUGAGUCACCGUUGUGUCAGCUGAUUCUUUCUGAGUGAGUAACUCGAUUUAUUUCAUAAAAUUAAGUAACUUCUGAGCGAUGUUUUGUGUUUAACAUAUUAACAGGCUGUCGGGCCCAUAUGUGACGUGUGAACCGUAAACCGCUUUUCGUUUUUAGUCUUGAAAUUGGCGAUUUUUACACACAAUCUUUACUACUAUGCUAUCCGGCAGCUAGCGUGAUGCUAACGUAUGCAAACACUCCACAUACACACACACACAUACACAUACACAUACACACACUUUCGUUUUGACUAAACUAGUCGCCUCCUGUGUCAGUGUCAGUCUGUCAUGAGACUGUCGACCACUUUCACUUUCACCUCUCACGUGUUUUAACUUCACCCCCCUUAUCUAGCGGCUUCACCUGUUGUUUGGUCACGAGUCAGACAGAUCAGCUGUGUUUCACCUGGGCUCGAGCUGACGAUUAUACCGGCUUUGCUGGAAAUUUCUCUAUGUUCAUUUGAAGAGGGGGAAGCCCCGUGGAAGCUUCCCCUGCUCUGGAAAUUUACUUUUAUACCAUUGAGGAAGAGAAACAGUUGUUUAAGCCAUACACACUACUUAACACUUAAACACAUUGUUGUCUGCGCAAAAUAUUGACAAUACGUGUUUAGAGCUAGACAACCAAUUUUAUGUCCUCGUUAAAUCUUCUAAUUUAGCAUCAUCAGUACUUACUUGCUUAAUGCAGUUAAACUUUACAUGUUUAGACAGUGAUAAAUCCCAUAUCUCACUUAGAAAUUGUUAUUUUUAGCUGUGUGUUACUCAAGACAUGAAGAUGUAGUGAGUCUGUAUAAUUGAGAUAAGGGGUGGACCAAUCACAAUUUUCAGGCUGAUCACCGAUCUUUAACAAACUUGACCUGCCGAUUCCGUUUUGGCUGAUACCGAUUUUUUUUUUAUAGCUGACAGCAUACACCUCUGAUGCUCCAAUCUUAUUUUAAUGAAAAACAUUGGACAAUACUUGUGAAACAAUGCAAAAUUUUUGUGUUUAACUGCAAAUAAAAUAAUAAUCUACAGGACAAACUAACAACACAACUUAAACCACCAAUAAACUGUCCCGAGUUUUAGGUUUCCUUGUAGUGGGUUCAACAUGCUUGGUUGAUCGUGCUCCAGUUGACUGUUGUGUGUACCGCUGGCAAUGAUGGGCGUGCCUGUCAUUCUGGCAAGGCAAAAAGCUACAAUGGCUGACUUUCAGACCUUUGCUGUGGUAGAUAAGAUCGGUGGAUAAAACUGGUUUCAUAUGUAAGGAUCAGCUGAUCACUGAUCCCCUAAAAUUGAGGAAAUCGACGCAGAUCAAUCGACCAGCUGUGCAUUUGUAAUUGAGAGAGUUAUGUUAGUAAUGUUUGGCAAUGACAAAAUCACUGGACUGAUCAAUAUUUGCUUUUCGGUUCAAUUAGGGCUGGGCGAUAUGGGAAAAAAAGUUAAACGCUAUAUUUUUUUUCAUAUCAAUCGAUAUCAAUAUAUGUCACAUUAUAGAAAAUGAAAAUUCAGAGUGCUUCAUGGUAGCAUGCAAAAAGUGAGGUCUUUGUGUCUCUUCGACUAAGUCGUUGCGCUAGAGAAAGUGGACUGAAUGGUGGGCUGUUUCGGCUGCACAGGUGCCAUGGGCUCCUUGCUCUGCUUGGGGUUUGUAACCUUUUGCAUUGCACGUCCUCUGCAUUACUGUUUUGCAUUACUCUGCUUCAUGUCCGACCUCCAAAAACCAAAAUACCUCAACAGCACCGAUGUUUUCGUGCCAGUGUUGUCGACGAUGUCAUCAUCUGUUGUGCCCUCAUCUGUGUUUCUGCCGGGGGUAGCACUCAUUUUCUUUUUUUCUCACCGACAGUGCUGUUGGCUUCACGUGUUAAAGUGCUAUGGUUGUGUGUAGCUGCAGCCUGCUACUACACAGUUGUUUGCUACUUGGUUCUAAUUCAGCACAUGUUUGUUUCAGCGCGAAGCAGACCUGGAGCAGCUCCCCUUUUCAUUAGCUUUUAGUAUAGUCUACCAAAACAUGGCACAUUGAAAAGCAUAUUGACCAUAAUUUAUAUUGAUAUUGAGGGAAAUUAAUUUUCGAUAUCGCCCAGCCCUAAGUUCAAACUAAACCCAGUUUAUCUAUCAUGGCUACGUGAGGGAUCAGAUCAUUAAGGUAAAUAUUGUAAUGGUUUGCUGAAUGUGGCCAACUUAAUACUAAUACACUGCCUAUGUUAAAGUUCAUAAUAUGCCUUUUCUCUUUACAUACUGUUGGCUGUGUAGAGUCAACCUGAUUUGUUUUUUACAUCCUGAUAGUAGAGCAUUAAAUUGGCAGCAGCCAUGAACUGCAGCUGCAGCCCUUACUGGAAGCUGCGCCACAGCUUACACACAGCAUAUGAGAAGUAUUGCAGCCUUCCAAAAAUGAAGAUAUUAAUAUCUCGUUUAACUGACUCUUAAUUCUGAUGCCAACUAGCUAAGAUUACAGUGUUUGAUAGUCUGGUUAUAUUAACUUGCACAUGACUAUUCAUAAGCUCAACAGUUGACAGUUGACAGCGCUUCACCUUCAUCUUUUGACACACCCACGACUUAAACGCCCUCGGAUAAAAUCCCCAAAGAAUAGAGAGUCAUGCUAAAUAAAGAUGUUUUUAUUUCGAAGUAAGUCUUUUUAUGGUCUCACACACCUGUUUUUUUUGACACGUCUUUUGUGACCUAGUUUCAUUUCCCUCUCUUGCUAACAAUGAUUUUAAAACUCCACAGCCUGCUCCUGUACUAUCAUCACCUCAUAGAAGACCAAAGUUAAUCCUGAUGUUAAAGCUUCUAUGUGUAUAGUUUUGAACAUCUGAGUUCUGUAUUUGAUCUUUAAUUUUUGGACUGACCUGAAUGUGUCCAAAGUAAUGGUGGCAUGGCCCAGAUGGUAUUCUAAAGUAUUUUUGAUAUGAUCUGGUAGUUAGUUCCUCAUUUUAAUCACUUUUUUCCCCUCAUCUAUAUACUUAAAUUAUUCAAACUGCAUUUUUACAGGGCUUGUGUCAGGCAUAACUCAACACUAGAGAUAAUGUAUUAUUACUCCAACAUACAAAGUGUUUUAUUGCUGGUUUACUGUAUAAAGAUUACGUACAGUAUGCAGCACUAAUAUUGAUGUACUAUCUGACAAGGGUUUGACAAGUACAAACAUGUCAAAUACUGAGGAAGGUGUGGUUGUAGCCUGGGAUCAAUAGCAACAUUUCUCUCCUCACCUUUGUAGGUAGAGAAAAACACGACACACCCUGCUGAGGGUGGAAUCUCAUGAUAAGACACUAAAUUAUGUUUAAUUUAUCACACUGUACCAAUGAUAACAUCCAAGCUGCUCAGUUUAUAAUUCAUUUUCACAAUCAUUUCAGAUAAACUAAUGCUAGGUUUAUGGAUAGAGGUCAAAGCACGUGGAGUUAAAGUCAGUCAGCUGAUUUCCUCUAAAUCUGUUCAGAGGCAGAACGGUCACAGGCAGCUGGUACUGUUCCUCAGGUUUGUUUAUGUAGAAAUAGUGAAUGCUGGUAGAGCAUUUCUGAUUCUGCACUUCACAGAGUGGUCUGCAGCGUGAGCUAAUUAAUUGAAUUGUACUCUAAAAAGAAAAUCAUCGAAGUGCUGGGGGUGUAUCGUGGCCAAUCAGUGCCCUAUCAGCUGCUUCUGAGUGGUGAAUUCCUGGCAUGUCUGAAAUUUUGGUGAGAACAGGCCCACAAGCUGAGCCUACCUCUUCAGGCCUUUCUUUCUGCUUGUGCCUGUACAUAAUAUCAGCAAGUACCAUGCAUGGCAACACAUAAAUACACCAACCACCCAUUCCAUUAUAACCACUUAAUGUAAUCUAAUACAACAGCUACCCUAUAGUUUGUUCUUUGUGUUGUCUUAUUCAUGUAGUUGUAUUUAUAUAUAAAAAUGUAAGUGUCCAUGCUGUGCUGCACUGAUGCUUUCGUACUUAGGAAGCUCCACACCAAGUACUGAGAGUGUAAAUGCAAAGUUAGUUAUUUUGUGUUUUAAUUUUUUUUUCUUUUUGAUUUACCUAAAAAAUAUUCAAAUGAUUUGAGUUUCUUUAUUUUGACUUUCAUGAAACACAAGCCAAAAUAAACAAAACCGGGCUUGAAAUAUUUUAUAUCUGAUAGACAGAGUUUCUACACAGUUGGAAUUUCCAUACUUUUCCAUACUCUACUUUUGAGAAUUAUUUUUGGAAAUACCUACUUUUCUAUUUUAGAAAACACUAUCUUUGAACUGUGGUAAUAGUCUGGAAACAAAUAUUUUUCUGUACUUUAUUUUUUCAUUUUCCAUACUUUUUAAGACCUGAAAAUUGAUCAAAUUUAUUUCCAUACUUUUCCAUACUUACCAUACUUGCGUAGGAACCCUUUAUAGACUUCCGAAUAUAUAUGAAGGUGUUCCUUUUUGAUCCAAAUCAUUAAAAAACUGUUUUUUUUCAUGGUAUUCAGAUGAUUUGGCCUCUGUAUUGCCUUACUGAACUAUUUUUGUGCUAAACCAGUGUUUAAUAAUAAUAAUAAUAAUACAUUUUAUUUAAAAGCGCCUUUCUGAGCACCCAAGGACACUUUACAGGGCAUAAAAACACAGCUAGAAACAUAAUUUAAAAUAAAUGUUUGACUCUUAAUGAGUAAGAACUCUGAUCAGACUUUUGCUAACUCACACCUCAUUACUUUUUCAGCACUCUUUCUUUUUCUGUAGUUAAAUUGUCUCGCUCUAUUUCUGCCUAAAGAGGUGACUCAUAUUGCCCAAGGUGUGAUAUUGUACCUUUUUAAAAGACAUUAUGACCAGCUGCUUGCAUGUGGUGAUUUCUGUAGUCAUUACCUAUUAGCACUGAAAGCCAUCCCUGUUGAUAAAAUGAGUCAUGAGUGGAGGUGGGCGAGAACGGGAGCGAGUGUGUGUGCCCUGUAGUAUGGCUCCUUUCGCUUUGAGAAGCCUGGCACUAAGAGAGUGGGAGGGAGAGCGAGUAAGCAAUAGAGACAGAGCGAGCAGGAGAGGGAGGGAGGGAGGGAGGGAGGGAGGUAUGUCAUGCUCUGGAUUACAACCAGAGAGUGUUUAGGAGACGGAGUCUGCUGCUACUUUGCAAGGCGCUGACUUCAGAAUCAAUCAAAAAGGUUGAGAAAAGUUUCAAGAAACAGGUUGCAACUUCUGCAGCACUUUUUACAGGUGAGCGAUGUCGACUCUGGGGAUAGUAUUUGAGAGUUGAGAGUAGUAGCUUUUCUUUUUUUCCACUUUGGAGCGUGUGCAAAAGGGGGUGUGUCUGGAAAAAAAACAAGUGUAGGAAAGUGGGACAGGGUGAUCUUUGAUCUAGUUCAUGUUGUUUCCUUUUGACCAAUGUAUAAUAGAUAUGUCUAGUCCUGAAUGCAAAUAAGAGAACACGAUGUCUGUGUUUUGUCUGGCUGCCUGUUUGUUUAAACUCUCUUUAUAGUAAACUUACACUGGGCUUCCUAACAGAGUGAGAUGCACAGGAAAAGGAGUAGGGAUGCUAUUAUGCAGUCAUUGUGUCGAACAAAAUGCUUACACCUUGUUGUACACCUACAGAAUAAUUUGUAAAGCCACUACAGGAAUGCAAAUCCUUCUGCUGUCAUAAGUUAUUUGAAUAGCUCUUGUUCAUGUUAUCAGGAAAUUCUGAUAUCGACCAGACUGGGAGCACCUGUUGGUGUGUAUUGGGUGCAGACAGAGGUUGUAAACUUUGUCCACUUCUGCUGUACACUUCCCCUGCGGUUAUCUGUUUUGACUCCUGAUAAUCUGGUGAAGAAUGUUUGAGUUUAUGUUUCCUGUAAAUCAAGAGUUUCUCCUCUCAGGUCGGGUCAGGCGAGGUGAUCAGACCUCAUGCAUGUGGCUGCAUGUCUGUCUGCAGCGCUGCAUGCUUGGAGUGUGUUUACACUGACUUGACCCCAUUUUCUGCUUCCACUUGUACCAGGCAGCCAGUUUAACCUUCACUCUGACUGUUUUACACUCUUCUGAGAGCUAAUGGGGAUUUAGCAGAGGAAGCGUAGCGUUGUUAAAACAUAAAUUUUGAUCAAAUAUAAAACACGCCCACCUUUAACCUCUUUAAAACUUUUAUGGUUUUAGUGUCAGCUUUUGCUCCUCCUGCUGCGCUUCCAACCAAGAAAGGCUUGUCUCUGGCGUCCAGCCAUUUACGCAAUCACACGCACUCAUAAGCCGCCCACACACUCACACACUCAGUCACUCACACACCCCGUUUCUGAAGGUAGUGUGUUUUUACAUUUGCAGGAACCACUGCUGGCACAGCAGCGCCCAGUAGACUGGAGGAGAGGGAGGGAUCUGAAGAAGAGCGCCUCGACCGACUGUCUACAGCACCGGCAGGCAGCAUGGUGAGCCAAUCACACAAAAGGGGAGGGGAUCCUAUAUGUUUGUAUACACUGUGUGUGCUGCAGAUUCCUGGGCACUGCUCCUUGCAUGCUCUCCGAGGAUAAAAUGGCAAGUUAGGACUGUUUCACUCUCACACAGGAAAUGGCACUCCCACAGGCCGAGACAAAGCAGAGGGUGUUGCAACAUGCUGCAAAAAAAUGUUGUCACUUUAUUAACUCUCCUCACAUGUGGUUUAGAGCUGCACACACAAAAAAAAAGUUUUUUUUAAGGCAUGCCCUCUUUCAGACUGUUUUCAUCUUGUUUACAUGUGCAGCAGUUUCAAUAUAGUGCACAUUAUAAUAAAAGUAAUAAACGAGGAAACUUAGAAUUCCUACUUUAAACUGUAUUUCUUAGGGCCCACAGAUCGUUUGAAUUAGGGUUUCAAGAAGUUUGAAGUGAGAAAUAUCUGAUUUGCAAACUACAAAGUAUUCACCAGUAUGUGCCCUUUAAAACUGCUUUAAAACAACCUUCUGCCCCAGUAGUUUGAAUAGGAAGUCUCCCCUCCAUAUUAAAAUAUUAGGACCAGUUCAAGACAGUACACUCAAAUAAGUGUGUCUAAAUUUCCAAGUAGGUAAUAACCAACAGAUCAUACAGUCUUUGCAUUAACCACCAGCUGGUUGUUCAUGUUGUCUGGACUCCAGAUUAGAGGGAGUAAGAGUUGAUCCUCCUCACCAGGCAGCAUCUUUCUUCACUCUUGUAGUAGUUUCCUCAGCAGGGUUCCAUCUUUAUUGCAUUGUUUGUUUCAUUCAGGAACGUGCUGCUCCAUCAGUUAAAGUGCCCUGUAGCAGGUAACAGAUGUGAAGGCUUUGAAGUAGCUCUCUGCCACGUGUCUCCUGCAAAACCCUGAUUCUGCACAUCCAGACUAUUAUACGCAUUAACCAGUUCAUAGUAAAAUGUGACAAUUCAAAUUACUGGUACUGAGUGCAUGUUGUCUUUAACCAAGACAGUGAACCACUACUUGCAUAUUGUAUGAUCAUCUUUGUGGAUGGAAAGCAAAGCUAAAUGUCUAAAGUGUGAGACAAUGUGCCUGUGCUGCAACAGACGUGUGACAAUGCCCACCAGAGGAAUCAUACUGGUACAGAACGUGCUGACCUGGGAUCUGUCCAGUUAUCUGCCCUCUAGUGGACGCAUCUGGCUAUCAAGAGCUCUUGAGCAGAAUUAAGACUUUCUUAUGUGUUAUGUAAGUUACUAUUCGAGUAAUCAGUUCAAGAACACAAAGAAGGAAUUGUGAGGCUCGGAGCUGCUACGUCAGUCUGCGAUUUUACUGUAUGUGAGACAAAUAGUGGUUUGUCAAGUAACGCUGCAGUCAUGGCUCAAGGGUUGCAAUUAUAUCGAAGCAGAGCAAAUAAAAUGGGCAUGAUGCAAGACUUAUUUGUAGGUCACAAUUCUGCUUGCAAUCGGAGUGAGCCGUGCAUCAUGUGCUCUAUUUUCACAGUAAUGAAGUUUAUGCAUGAACAGUGGCAUCAUGAGCCACUGAGUUUGCACAGUAUGUUCUGACCGUCUCAGCGUUAGAAAUGAACCGAGGGUUUCAAUCAUAAGCUGAAUGGGUGCUUUGUUUCCAUUUAAGCAAAAUCUAAAAAAGCUGCUAUAUGUAUUCAACAAUACUGGCAUUUGUUUUCAGUGGUACCCUGGGCACUGCAUGUCCUAUCCCCUCUCUCGAUCUGAGCGAACAGUAAAGGGUCUUCAGUCCUGACAGCCAGUGCUUUAAGAGAAGGGGAAGCAGUGGCCAGAUGAGCGACAAAUUCCUCUUGAAGCUAAUGUGUGCAGCUUUUAUAGGACAGAAAUAGGAAGUGUAACAGGAGGAUGUGUGUCCCGAGGUUCCAGUCAACUGCCCCUACAGAAUGCCACCCUGGCCGACUGCCCAGCUCUCAGCCUUUUUAUGGGACACACACUCGAGCUGCGGGCUUAAUUGAUGGCGGGGCUGACAAACAAAUAAUGUGUCCAGCGAGGCAGGUUAAACGAGAACGCAGACCCCAGAUAGUCCUGGGGUGGUCCUGUGUUUCGGAUGUUUUCUCUGGUCUCUACUUAAGUUUGUUUAUUUUGGGUGUGUUGGAUUGCAUGUGAUGUGAGGUGAACCAAACACACCCAGAAGUGGUUUUCAUGCCAUGGCAACAGGUGAGAAAUUUUCAGAUCAUGUAGAAUCACGUACACACGUUUCAGUGCAGUUGUGCAACAUAAAUACGCAUAAUUUGUUUUCUUGCUUCAAAAAAAAAAACUUUACCAGGUGACUUUUGAGUCUCUGUGUGGCCUCAGUUAAUGAUAUUUCCAUGUGCUCUCUGCUGAUGUUGAUCUAAGGGUUAUAUUCUUUGGGUGGGUUUGUGAGACGUUUGUUCCAGCAGUUUGUUCCACAGGUAACAUGAUCCUCUUAAUCCCAUCUUGUGAAGCAGCGCUUAAUUGCUUCCCAGCCUCCAUUUUUUUUCCCUGCAACAAAACAGGAAGUAUUGAGUUCAGACUGUUGUUCACUCACGCUGCCUUAUUGUCAGCAGGAUAAUGGGAGCAUGGAAACGGGGACAAUGGGGUUGUUUUACUCUGCCCACACUACCCACAAUUCACUGUAAUGCUACCUGGUAGGGGCUGACAGAUAGGUGAAGUUUGUGUGCAGGCACCGUGCAAGAUGAGUGUUCUGCUGUAUACAAUGUCACCUGCUUACAUAAAGAUUAAGCUAUGUAUUGAACCUUUUUUUUCCCAAAUACAUGGAAGCUUGCGGAAGGGUAAAGCCUGAAGGUUCAUGUCAGGUUGUUGUUGUUAAUAAUUUGACUGACUCUCCUUUAUUGAACUAUAAUUUCUAACACUGUUUAACUUCUGUCCUGGUUCUUUAUGUCACAAAAGCACCACAAAAUUUGUUGAGUUUCAGGACAGGCUACCUCUGAAAAUUUCCUCAAGUAGUCCUUCCCUCAUGUCCCUCCCCCCUUGUGGUUUUCUCUGUCGGAUGUAUCGUUGGGGGUGUUGCUGUUGUAGUUGCUUUGUAAUUAGCAAAGGUGUGGAGAAAACAUGCUGAUGAGCAGAAAGGACUGUGAAGCUGCCUUAUUACAUACUCAGAGGUUGCCCUCGUUACCACAGGUCACAUGAUUUAACCGUCAUCAACUCAUCCACUUUGCUGGCAAUUUCUCUGGAUGUUGCCUGCUGUAUUCACACAGUGGCUCUUUCAUACGUCUUGUAGAGAUCUUUAUUUACAGGCUUGCAGGAAAAAUGUAAAAUAGAGGUGAAACAUGUGUCUGUUUGCAAUAACUCAAGCAGCCCACCUUGAAAAUGUUGGGAAAUUUUCUGGAUUUUGGUGCAUGUGUGAAAAUGUCUGGCUAUUGUUGUCUUGCGUUUGUUGCUUCUCUUUUUCAUUUAUUUCAUGAUUGCAAACCUAUUUGUGUCCAUUGUUGACUAAAAUUACUGUGGAGGCUUCAAAUGAGAUAGACUUGAAUUCCCAUUUGAUACAACUUUAUUCAUUCUUUUGGGAAGGUUCCCUCAAGGAACAAAAGCAAAAAACUAAAUCAGCAACAGGACUGACCAUUUUGAUAUUGUAAUUUUUAAUGCUGGAAACAGGUAAGAGAGGGUAGGCGUCGACUGAGCAGCUGAAGAAACAGCACAGUUUUUAAUUUCCAAAGAUAUACAUUAGAGGUCAGCAGCAUGAGAUUUUUGGUCAGAAGCAUAGACUGUAUAUAGAAUGGACAGUGUCUGCCUCCUCGCUGGGUGAAGCCACGCUGAGAACAGCACCCUCUGUUGAUGGGCUGCAGUAUAGGUUAUAAAUCCCACCUCCGCCAGCAAAGCUUAUGGAGCUGUGGACAAACUUUAGAAAUUUAUUACACAGAACAUAAAUUUUUCUUCCUACUGGUUUUGAUGUUUACAUGUAGUUACAGCAAGACUGGUUUGUGCUCAAAUCCUCUUUUUUUCUGUUCAGCUCCGUUUUUAAAAGUUAUUAGGGGGUUCAUGUUUUCUAUGAUUGACACCUGAUACAGCCUGUGGGCGUUCAGGGAUUGCGUAGCUCCCCCAGGGGAUACGCUCUUUGAGCCGAGCAUCAUCACAGUGACUCUCUGCGACUCUCCGGCCGAACGCGCACAACACUACUGCGCAGCACUGGUUUCAGGAAAUGAAGAAAAAUCUCGUAAAUACCGAGAGCUUUUUGGCUUCAAAUCCGUAUGCAGGUGGGAGGCAGAACCAAGUUGUCCAUAGUAUAUACAGUCUAUGGUCAGAAGUCAUUUGAGCACAUAUAGAAAAAGAUGAGAUUGUUUUGUCCACAGGGGGCGCCAAAAUUGACACAAACUGAGGGUUUCUCUCAGGACCUUUAAAUAUAUUUCUGCCUACUACAAUAAUGCCAAUUUUAUUUCAUAUGAUAACAACAACUGGACAGCAACUGGACUGUGUAGAGUCUACACAGUCCAGUUGCCUGUUUUUAAGUCUUCAAGAUUAGACAGAUAAUAAACAUACACCUUUCUUAACACGGUCAGCUUAAAUUAUUAAAUCUCCAGGGAUCUCUCUUCCCCGCUUCUCUCCAGGUUGGUGCUGACGCUGCCUCAUAGUGCAUGAUCAUGUUAAUAAUUAAAUGGACUCAUUUAAAGUGUAGCAGAAUUUUGUUUGAGGGGUAAGUGCUUUGGUGUUUGAUUGCUUAUGAAUGUAGGUUAGGCAUGUGAAGGUAUUCACAGCUUUUUUUUUCCUGAAAAUUGUAAUAGGAGCUGCAAAUUUUUCCUCAAGGCUUCUUAAAUAUCAAGUUACGUGAUUUAUUUGUGGAAUUCUGUCAGCUUGACCUCCAACAUUUAGCCUGACAGUUUCAUUUGGCUCGAAAAUGUGUCAACUUUAGCAGAAAAGUUAUUGACAUAAUUAAAAUUGACAAGUUAUUUACACGCAUCAAGUGUUUUCAGUUACUCCAGUGGGUUUCAUAAAUGUUACAACUGCGCCAUUUGUGAGUAGUGUCAUGCGAACAGAAAUGAAAACAAUGCAGAAAUUGAGUUUGUGACAUACAGGAAAUAAACUGCUAUUUUUACUUGCACACAUUAAUUACUGGAGCGUCCUCUCUGGUAUGAAACCAAGGUCUCCUUUUUAUAGCAUCCAAUCUCAAAGUGCUCCACAAGAUUCAUCUGAGUUUGCCUCACUCGAGCUAACCUGUACAGGCCUAAACUGUACUUGCCUGUAGGGCACACAUACGUAUGAGCAGCAACAGUGGGGCUAUAUCUGUUGGCCUAGAUCUGAGACUUUCAGAAUCGAAAGUGUUUAUUUUCUCUUCCUGAGUAGGAAACACCAUUUAAAAGUACUAGAGCUUAUGCAGGGAGCUCCUCUGUAACUUGUUUUGCAUGUCGAAAAUUUUCAGUCUCAGUGUUUUUUUGGCUUUUAUCCCUGAGACACUUCAAACACAACUCUGCAAGUAGUCUCUUGAGUUUGGACAGCUUCAGGCUUCAUAUACCACGCCUGCCCCAAUUCCUCAUAUCUUAUUCAUAUCCCACUUCUACAUCUUUGUGUCAACAUGAAGGCUGACACUCUGUGUGUUGGUGACUGGCUGCCCUCCUUUCCUAAAAUAAAACACCGGAGACACAACAGGGUCAAAUCUGGUGUCCAUUUUUAUGGACAGUCCAGGCAGGGGGGAGAGUAGCUGGACAGAGAAGUGAACUACAAAGCCUAAUACUGAGACUGCGGACCCCCCUCACCAUAUUUUAGUGUGCUUUACAAGAACUUCUUAAAAUGUCUUAAAAGGGUGUAUUUUGGAAGCAUGAUAUCUCCUCUGUCAGCAGUUUAUUGCUGAAAUAGAAAAGAAAGAUCGACACAUAAAAAGCUCUGUUUUGGUUUUGUUGGGUGUCAAAGCAAGAAUUUUUAAAACUCCUUUUUUUCUGAACCUGCUGAUCUCUAAUCAAGGGGAAACCCGUCAGGCUUUCAAACUUGAUGAGACUGCACUUGUUCAGGAUAUGAGAAGUCGAACUUCUGCCAAAGAAAUCAACACUACCGACUGAGGUGUUGAGUGCUUUUCUGUCCUGGGACAGAUAAGCUGCUGUAUCUUUGGAAGUGUUUGUUCUCCUGCUCUUUGCAUGCUACAAAAAACAAGGAGUGGUGCUCUGGCUAACAGUGAAACAUGCACAUCUCAGUGAGGAUGUUUCAGUGAAGCUGACAUGUUGAAGCUCUGCUGCAAUGCAGACACUGAGUUUCACUUCUUUAUUUCGUUCAAGGGAAAGUGGAUCUAGCUCCAGGUCACAGGUUUGCCAUGUGACAUGAUGAUGAUUCUUGGUAAAGUCCUGCUCAAUUUAUAGAAGUGCAUUUUAUACCGUUAACUGCCUGAGUCCAUUAACCUGAUGAAAUGGAGACAUAUUGGACAUGGGUGAAUGCAGCACAUCUACUGCAGCACACGUCUGCUCUCCCUUGAUGUAAAGGAUGAAAUAUACACCUUAAAAAGGUCACAUUUUUAAAUUUAGGUUUUAAAAAAUCUCUAUGAAAAAAGGUUUAAAGUAAUUUACAGCUAUAACUCACUUUAGUUUCCAUUUUAACCUCAUGAAGACUGACAGCAGCUACCGCUCUAAGAGCAGCUGAUGCAAGUGCAGGGAACAUAUGUUGAAGCCGUGCAGUUAAAUAACGGCUGAAAUGUCUUGCUGUUACGUAACUACAUCUUUGUGAUACGUGAUUGGCAGCAGUUGUCUAUAUGAGAUUAUUGGCAUUAGGAGAUGAGCUGUCGUUGGUUCUCCUGUUAUUUUAUUUUUCCCAGUAGGAACAACAUUUGUUAUUUGAUAAGUGUCACUAUCAUGCCUUUCGCAAGUCUCUAUUUUUGGAAGUAAUUUGCUGAUAAUCAGAGACACCCCUCCUUGGAAAGGCAGCCGUGUAUUACUAUUAAAAACGAUUUGGCAUAACACACAGCAUGAAUAUGACUUGUGUUUUCAGUUUUUCCUGUUUUGUCAGAUGAGUUUUUCUGAUAUUAUUCUUCUUUUUUCUUAUUUUUCCCCACUUCAGUCUGUUCACAUGUGAAGGACUUGGUGCAUGUUUUUUUUUUCCGUCAGUGUCGAGUAUUUCGAGGUGACAAAUUUGAGGUUUGUUUACGUAAUUCUGUAAAAUAAGAAUCGCUCCAAUUACUUUUCUUCUUAUGAAGACUGAUCCUGUUCAAAGAGGCUUGACUGUACAAUCACAUCACUCUCAGCACCUCUACAGUACACUUAAUCCCAUUGAUAGUGCUGCAAUGUGCAUCCAGCCCAUGCUGCGUGUACUAUGUUAUACGUAUUACAUAACGCAGGGGUCAUACAGCUGAAGGCACACGGCUGUCACGACUCUGCCAGGGAGGAGGACGGAGAAGAGGGAGGGGGGGAUGCGUGUCCCCCUUGUAGUAACGGGGACACCGUGUUCAUCAUAAACAUCCUUUGACCUUCCCUCAUUUGAAGCGGAGGAAGAUUCUGCAGCUGCGUGAUUCGCAGAGAUGUCCUGCACUUGUGUUGGACACUGAAACAUCCAGAGACGGUCUGUAGAAUGCUGUGUCACUGGAGAUCUCUGCAUAGACUCACUGUCCUCCCUCCCUCCUCUGUCCUCUGCUACAUAUUUCCUCCUGAAUUUGGUUUGUUGUUGCUGCUACUGCACUGAUUCUGCAAGGGAUACCAGAUCAGGUGUCUGUCUGUUAUCUUCCUCAGAGUUUGCUCCUGGACUUGUUCUGUGUUCAUCUUAGCUUAGCAUAUUGUACGUGUGCUUUUGGAAGAGCCGCCACAGUUGAUAUCAGAUCAGUGCAUGCAUGGCUGUCGGAGCAUCCUCUUGUUGCCGGCUUCACCGCCUCGUUGCUGGGGGAGAGGCAUAUUUAUGAGGAGAUGUCGGUGAAGGGUGAACAAGGAGGGAGUGGGGGAGGAGUAAGGGAUGAGAAGGAGACAGAGAGAGAGAUGUGAGCACGUGAAUGUAAGAGAGGGAGGUGGAUGCGCAUGCAGAGGGUGGAGCUUAGCAUCAGGCAGUUCUCUCUGUCUUCUUUUCUCUCCUGCCCUCUAUUCUCGCAGUUUCCUCUCAUCCAUUCGCCACAGUGUGGAGGCUCAUCUGCAGUCAAUUCAUCACUUUCUUCUCAGUUUGAAGUGAUUUUGUGGACCGCUGCACUCGGCUGUACCUUUCUGGACUAUCACACGUCUCUCAGCAGUGCAACAGGGGCUGUCUGCAGACUCCAGCGUGCUCUCUCUAUCGUUAGUUUGGGAGUGGUGGGGGGUGGUGGGAUUGGUUCCUGAAUGAGAGUUGGGACCAGCGCGUUGUCCCACAGCACCUUUUAGGAAGAGGGACCAUCCAGAAGGGUGGGAGGGGGUAGAGAGGCAGAGGGCAGAGGGGUUUUCGGAGCGGACGAGGGGAGGAGAGGCUCCAGCUGGGAGAAGAAUGGUUAUGCCGGCUCCUCGUGCUCCGGUCGUGCUGCUGCUCUGUUGGCUGUGUGUCAUCCAGGCACAGCCCUGCCUCUCCUCGACAUGAGCCUCGCAGGAAGGGUGUCCUGCUCCAUGCUCAACUGCUUCGUGAGUGCUUUAAUUUUGGUAUUUGUUUUCGAGGGGUUUGUGUGUGAAAGCCCUCCUCUUCCAAAACUCGCCUGCUUGUGUGUGCUUGCCGGCAGGUCAGUGGGGGAGGGGGGAAAGGGGGUGUUGGUCGACACACGUGAGCGCUGCGGUUAUUAGCAAGUAAGCAACACUGACUCCACAUGCAAACAAUUCAGUCGCCUGCGGUGUUUUCUCAUGCACCUGAUGAUGAAAAGCAACUUCAUCACUCUCAUCAAUCAUCUGCGAGGUGCCGGUGUGUUGAUUGACGGGGAGGAGUGAGACGGGGAAAAUGUGAGUGCCGCUGAGAGCGAGCACAUUGUUCUCUUUCUGUUCUAGCAGAAGAACGCUGUAGCGUCUCUGCAGUGGAGGACCUGCAUUGAGCAGAUAAUGCUGCUGGUUUGUACAGAGGUUAUAGGCCAAUGAGUGAUGUAGAACAGGUGUUGCUUUAGUCUGCAGCCCGAGGGAGAAAGGUGAAAUGGUUGAUGGUUUAAGAACAACCUGGGGUGGUCUUGGGGUCAGGUCUCAGAGCCAAAAUUAGCCAGUGGCUCACAAAUGGACCUGAACCUUCAGCCCAAUGUCUGGGUCUUUUAAUGUCUAACUUCGAGUAAGUUUGUUUUUCAUCUAGAGCACAGUAGAGUCAGUCUUACUCAGCUUCCAGACACCCUAAAUAAGUGGUCAACAAACACUAUAUUGGAAUCUCCCAACUUAAAAAAAAGAUGUUUGCUCCUCUGAUUUCAGCCCUGCAGUUUUUUCUUUUCAAGAGUAAACUGAAAGUAAAAGAUUAUAUGGCAAGAGGGUCAGGACUUUUAUAAAAAUAAAUACACACUGUUUGUGAAAGUCAAAAUAACGCACAAUUUAUUCAAGACAUCUUAACAUGGGAUCACAAAGACAGCAGGUAAAUACUGUCAAUUUGGUUUGCAGAGUAUGGCUAACAAUGGCAGAGCUAGUACCACAAGCAUUUGGUUUAACUUGCCCAAGUGUUUCACAUCCUUGUGAUGGUUUCACAUCACUCAAGUUGAGUGGUUUUAUUCCAGAUUAACUUAAAACAGCCAACAAACUCUUGAUAUCCUUGUCAAGAUCAAAAUGCUGCCAAAUCAUGCUGUACAACGAGAUGCCAUCUAUCCCCUUUGUUUAUUUACAUUCAGAUAGUCGAGUGUUGUAACAUUAGCCAUUAACUAGAGAUACAGCCUUGGCUAGUGCUGGGUGGUUGCACAGAUGACGUGCAAUAUGGGCCUACAAUAAAACAAAAAAACAUUGUAUGGCUGGCUGGUAAUUCUGGUACCAUCGAGCAAGAGUGACAACAUCUAAGUGAUCAGUCAACUUAACACCCACAUCCCUAAUUAAUAACAAUUAGCAUGUUUUUGACAUAAAAAAUUUAGCUGAUGAUGAUGUUUUUUUGUUUGUUUUUUUGAAUGAGCUCUGAGAUUGGUUGUUCAAUCUCCAGUUUUUUUUCCCUCACUGGAUCAUGCCUUACAAACUGAAAGUCGUGGAUCUUUCUCAGAGACAGUGUUGUAGUCACACACUGCCACCGUUUUCUCCCAUGUCUGACAAUAAAAAUAAAUCACAGUUUGUCCAGCCCAUAAAUUCUCCCUUCAAAUCAGAAACCUCCCCUCUAAAUCAGCAGUUUGAUAGAAUAGCUUGCAGACAUUUAACAGAUAAACAUUGGCUACUGGCACCUGGCACAUUAUUUAAUGACGAGCCAAUCUCUGUUCUACUGUCUCUUAAUUCUUAAUCAAAAACAUACACUUGCUGAAUUGAACCAUAAUCAAGAAGAAGCCAGUCCAGUCCAAUUCAGUGGAUUUCAGUCUAUGUGGCUAACUGCUAGCUACACUUACAUUUGUAGCUACCUUGCUCUCUAGUAGCUAGCUUGAUUUUGAAUACUUGUCUGUGAUAGUGGAGUGUUUUAUUGUUUCAUGUUACCUUUUUAAACCUUUUUUCUCAUACUAUCACCAGCAUAUGGAGUCCUUGCUGUGCUAAAGCCUGUACAAGUACACAAUACCAGAAAGUUUACAAAAACCUGGAGUUAAAUUAAUAUGUGUACCAAUUACCAAAGAAAUGAUCCCAGUAGAUAUUAACAUAUGUUUUACCCAAACCCCUAAAUGUCAUCAUCCUGGUUCAAGGGAAGUCAGGGCUUUGAUUCAUCAUCCAGCAAACAUUAAAAUCUCCCAUGUUUAUUAAGAUGACAGCCGACUUAAAAAUGAAACAGAUAACCCGCAGGUUGUGUUGAUUUGACAACAUUCAUGGGUUUAAUCUUCUGGGUAUAUAUUUACCUUUUAAAUGUUUCAUGUCAAUCAGUUGAGUAGUUGUUGAUGUAUUUUAGGUCACGCUUAAGUUGCCUACUUUCCCAUUGCUCAAGGAUAAUGGACAGAACUAUCAGAUCAGCAUAAAGUGUUGCAUAUUUUACAUUAUGUAUCAAGGCAGCCUGCAGAUAUUCAGUGAUUGGUAUUGCAAACUUGAUAACAUCUAAACAUUUUCCAAACAAUCAUUAAUAAUACUAUAUAAUAAUAAUACUCCCCAUUUCUUUCCGUCAUUGUUUCUUCCAGGGAAAACAUUAAUCAUUGUUUGAUCAUGUGGAUCAGGAGCAUUAAAGCUGCUGGCUCCUCUUCUCAUGUCUUUGUGACCAGACAUAGGCAGGCUUUGCACAAUUUAUGAACUGUCUUUCAUAUGUCGACUGCAACUGACUUUGCAGUUCUUCUCCUGCGUCACUGUGUGUAUAAUUUAUUAUCUACAUCCUCUGUUACUCAAGUGGAUCACAGCUCUGUCAGUCUUGUUCUGCGGAAGUGAGCUGAGGCUCUUUUCUAAGUUUUCAUCAUCGUGACGACUGGUUUGACCUUACUGUGUCAGAAACAUCUUUAGAUAAUGCCCCCUUCUGUCUCACAUAUAUCAUGUUUAUCUCCCUCAGCGGUGUGUUGUCUGCACCAAAUGGAACUAAAAAAAAGCUUAAUUGAAUUGGUGAGAAAGAUUUUCCAUGACUCAGAUUCUAUUAUACCAGCCAGCUAAACGAAUUAAGGGUGCAAGUACGGCCAAAAGCUUUUUGGGGAUAUGCUUUAUGUCUACCUUCCUGCACCUUUGUGGUACCUGCGGUGAGUCUGGUUUCAUGUCUACUCCGUCUCACACAGUUAAAGCCCUGAUAGCUUCACAGAUUGUUUAUCAUCAUGACACACGAUGGAGGAACAGCAGAAACAUCAAUAUCAAACAGAGAAGGUUUCAUUCUUAAUCAGAAGAAAAUCAAAACAGAGGCUGGGAAAGGCUUUUAGGCAGUCCUGAAAAAGAAAAAACAGAACAAACUCUACAGGGGCUUAAAAAUGAGGCUAACCUAAAAAUGCCAAAACGUGCAGUUCUUCCAAUGACCACUUGAGGCCAGCUGGGAAGAGAGCACUUCCUCAUUCUUCACAGUUGCAUAUAUUAGCACUUUUGAGCAGGUAUUUGUGUCUGUGCUAACCCAACUUUGCUCUUAGCUUGUUCAGUGUUUCUUAUGCAUGGAUUUAUUUGUAAAGUUAAUCAUAGAACAUAGGAUUGUUGUUUUGUUGUGCUUUUCCUGUCCAAUUCCAAAACAGACACUGUACAUUCAAAAAUUCAAGCACUGUAGUUAAGUAACGAAACUUUAGAAGCUUUAUGUCAGUAAUACAUUGAGAAUCUUUGCUUUUUUACACCUUCAUCCAAAGAAAAGAAAGUAGAGAGACGUGAUAUUAUCAGCAUGUUAUUGGUCUCAGUGUUUUCAAAAGUGAUGAAAGUUUUAAGAAAUAAAUAUCAGCAAUGGCAGACAUAAAAAUCACUGCUUUGCUUAUUAUGUUCACACAGUAACAACUUAUGCACGCCACCAACCUUAUUGGCCAUAUGGGAGUAUUUUCAAGUGUCAGAAACAUACAGACAAAACAACUCUUAGUAAUACUUGAGGAGCUAAGGUGAUAGGAGGAGGGGGAGGAGCAAAUUAGCACAUCUUUAAUAAACCAGGAACUGUCAUCCUGAACAACAUCACAACUUUCUGAAAGGUGAAAAUGAAAAGUAGCAGCACCAGCACAGUAACCUGUCUGACUACAGCUUUUACUUCAGUCAGCUAAGUAAAGAAUUACAGCAGGUAGGUACACUCUAAAGGUAAAGGAUCUCUGCAAAACAUCUGUAACUUCCAUAUUAAACAAGGAAAGAGUUGUCAUUUAUGGUAGAAUUAAAAGUUGUUUGGCUGGUUUGACGUCUGUUUCCCAAAUACACUGUCACAAUAAGAGUAACAGGUAAGGUUUUUAACAGGAGACACAACUUAAAAGGGUAAACAUUGGCAUAAAUAUCAGCUAAAAUGAGUUUGGAAAUACCAGCAUUCUAGAUAUUUAUAUUAUUGUGUGCUGCAACAUGUUAAACCUGUAUCUAAAAGAAACUCCAAAUCUCUGGGUAGCCUUUGUGUUUAUUGCACUUUCUCUUACAACAACAAUGACAUUUCGACAAAUUAUACAGCAGUAGAAGGUGGCCACCUCAUUGUUGAUUUUAAAGUUUCAGAACAGCAGUCCAGCGACUACUGAGUGACCUAAUGAUGGCUACAUAGUCCAUCUUUAAUAGGGGUUUCUUGUCUGCACAAACAUCAAGCUGAAGACUCUCUGAAGUAAAAUAUUAUCCUUGCUCUCAUGUUGUUAUUGUUUUAGGGGCCUGUAUUGACAACCAAGUCACCAUACUGACCGCCUUUCCUGUAUAAAGAGGCCAGCUUCUGAAACGUGCCUGUUCAUGUGCAUGAAUCAUUUCCCAAUUGUUUUUUUGUUUUUGUUUUGUUUUGUAUUUUUCUGAGAAAUUAUUUUAACUUUUGCAAAAUCUUGCCCUGCCUGGUUUCCUCAGCAGUUGGAUUAUAGCUCACUUAUGAGACUAAAAUGAGAAUGAUCAUCAGGAACAGGGCGAUCCAUGAAAUAUUAAAGUAGUGCAAGAGAGGACAGGGAGACAAAAAAAGUGCAUUUGGAUGAUUUGUCAUGCCCGGCCAUCUUUGAUCUUGACCUGUUAGUCAGGCCGCCCUGUCUAACUCAAUUUUAUAUCUUUGCCAGACUUGUUUUUCACUUGAUAUCUGAAACUAUUCUGUGCUGUCCUGUCAUCAUCUGUUUCUAUUCUUUCCCUCAUUUCCCCACUUUCUGCUGCAGCCUGUUUGGUCCCCCUUUCAUGCUGUGUUCUCCUCACUUACUGUGUCCAAAUCUGCAAAUACCUACACACAUAAAAACAUACAAGCUCAUGUUUCCCUGCGUUUCCUGAGGUCACCUCUGCAUCAUGUAGGGAUGCUCUAAUCUGCCCAUCUCUAGGACAAAGCUGCGGUCAGAUUAAGUAAAUAAUCUGAUGAGUAAAGACAGAAAAUUGUUUCCAAAAAGCUUUGGAGAGAAAGCGACCCUGCUUGGGAAAAGAGGUUGUUGUAUCUAUGGCAACCAGACACUUAUUCAUGAAGACUGUGCCAGAGCCUUUUUAAUCUCUCUACCUAUUCUACCUUCUAGAUGUCACGCUGUCUGUUUUUGUUCCUUUUCUCACUCACACAGAUGCUGAAAUGUCUGGCAGGUAGUUUUUCACACCUGUCUUCCUCAGAUAGUUUCAAAUAUUGUUUUAGUGCAUGUUCUUACCUCUGCAGACACACUAAUGACCUGCUGUUAACAAGGCUGUCCACCCAGCUGAUCCCUCUCACUAUAGCCAUUAUGUUAGUACAUAUUAUCAGGUUAUUACAUGUUUUAUCCAUUCUGACAUUAAUACUCCAGAAAUGCAUGGAGGCGUAUGUGUAUGCCUGACAGCUCCGGCUUUCUGCUUUCUGGUUGGACAAAGGUGGGGGAGGGAGUGCAGGCUCGCAGCAGUGACGAAGCAAAAAACGUGUCGGCCACAGGACAAGCUGUGCUCCAUCUUUGAGAGUGAGAGCAUUUCUCUUUCCUCUUUAAUCUUCUGUAAGCUGAUUGUCCGCUCGGUUUCGGACACAAUGCAAUAUGCACAACUCAAAUUUCAGAAAACAGAGGAGCCUCCCUGCCCAUGUUUGUUUGCAGAUGUAACAACAGGCUUUAAAGCUCUGUUUUGAUCAAGUGUGGUCCACCAUACAGAGGGAUUUUUAGAGCUGAAGUAUCAAGGUUGUGUGCAGGGGAGGUUUCUAAACACCAUGCACAGAUAUAUUUGCUAUAAAACUGCUCUCACAUUUUCUGUCUUGUGUAAACUGACAUAAUUACCCACUAUUUUCUCAUUUUAAUAUCCAAUCAUUUGGAUGUGUAUACCGUAUGUUAAGCACUUUUGCAGCUUCAGUAUGAGCCUUUAGACUGUUAUUAACGAAGCAAUUCAACAGCUACACAACUUUGACUCAGCAGUUUUAUACCUUUAAGGUACACAGUGUUCCCAGAGGCCAGUGAGAAGAGUGCAAUGUCAGGACUCCUCUAUAAAAGAGUUAAGUAAACGGUGCCAAGAAUCUGUGAGAUUUUGCAGCACAAGACAUAUAGGAUCCAACAAAGUGGAUGGAUUAUUGAUUCAGGAUGUGUGUAUGUGUGUAAAGAUUAAACGUUCCUCUCAGCUGAUUAACAUCGGAUUUCUUGGGGGUUGCUCUACAAUCAUUGCUUCUCCAGUAAUUUAUGAUGGCUGUCUGGCACACCUUCAUAAACUUAAUUUCCCUAAAAUAAGCAAAGUGUGUGUGUGCCUGGACAGCUCUGCAGACUGCCCAGCAACAGUGUGUGACAUCAACCUGUAAUAACCUGACCCCUCUCUGGGAUCUCUCUGACGGAUGACCACUGUCAUGGCUCACUUAUUCUCAGCUGAAAAUAAGUGAAAUUGAUGAUGCACAGCCGCCUCAUCAGUCUGAUGCCGAAGGCUGACUCAGGUCAAAGGUCAAGAGAUUAGCCUGGCUGCAUUGCUGCAGGAUUUUGAGGAGUUCAGACAUGUUAGCUAGUCUGAGAUUUUGGCUCCUGGUGUUGUCUGGACUAGGAUGCAUUUGUUUUGAAGAGAAACAACAAUUUUCAAAUCCAACAUUUUAAAUGAAGAUUUGGUGUUUCAAUGAGCAGCUUUGUUCUUGAUGUUAGCUGCAGUUAUUGUUAAAGCCAUGGGGACAAAUGAAAGCUUUAUGAAAGCCUUGAUUUGUAGUUCUGACUCAGAUAACUUCACAUGACAUGAACAAUAUCUCCUGCUCUAAAAUUAUGGUUGGAAAUGUGGCUGUAACACCACCACUGCUGGCUGUUACAUGUGAACAGGAUCUUUUAUAAACAGAAAUACUCAAAUUUACUAAUUAAACAAGAGAAACUCAUAUUUUGUAUACUCCAGUAGACACGUGCAGUAUUGACCUGAAUGUAAGAUAUGUCUUUUUCUUCAUCUUACUCAUGUUUGUUACAACAGAUGGUGAGUGAACCCCUCAUGGCAGAGGCCAGUUAUGACUCACUACCAGGGCAUGCCAGACUGACACGAUUAACAAAGUUGCACAAGAGUGGGACAAGUUGACCAGAAAAAGAGGCAGCGUUAUGAUGCCUCUCUGGAGAAAACGGUUAUCAGUGCAGCAGGAACAUUAGAUGACUGUCAAACAGAUAAUAACACAUAUAUGUUGUCAAAGAUAGUAAGUAGGAGAACAUUAUCUUGUGUGUUCACGUCUGUUGGGUGUGCUUAAAAAUGUGAUCACAUUUCUUUUCCAUUUCAAUCUCACAUUUUCAUUCUAAAACAGAUUCAGUGUCUUUGUUUCCUUAUCAUUGCUGAGUAAAAUUGCAAGAUUACAACAGGGUUGUCCUGUUUUCAGUCUAAUUUGACUGUAAAACCAAAGUGUAUACUUUAGUAUAUUUAUAGGGACAGCAGAUUUAUUACAGUUAAAACAAAGAAGGAUGAAAUCUUUGUCAUAAAUGUUCCUUCAGCAUGAUCAGGUCAAAAUUGUUAAAGAUUUGAAUCACCCUGUUUUGUCCACAAAGGGCGCCAAAAUCAACACAUCCUAAAAGUUCCUCACAGGAGCUUUAACCUUGUAAUCACAUGAACCUGAUAGCACAUAGGAUGAGUUAAACAACAUCCACAUAAAAAUGUCCUGGAUUCAUCAUUUACUAUACUUUUUCAUUUCAUUUCAUUCAUUUAUUUUAACAUUUCAUUUUAAAUCUGAAUCUAUUUUUCUGUUUCUUUGAGAGAAAACAGGACCAUGACUAUAUUUAUGAGCACAUUUUAAUUUUAGUCAGUAAAAAAAUUAAAUAAAAAGCAAGUCAUUAAAACUAGUAACAAUAUUAAUGAGACCAACAAUCUUUGAAUAAUCUGCUAAAAAUCCUGCUUAGAAGGAACAGUGGGGUUUCCUUUUCUAACCUUUCUUUUGAUGCUACUUCAAAGUAUAGAGCCAGAAAAGAAGCUUCCUCCUCACUCCAACCUUUAUUGAGUCUUAAGUGAGAUCCAAACAGAGAGUUAGCAUGAACAAAAGCCACUCAUUGGAGCAGAGCACACAGUGAUAGCAGACAGUACUCAGUGAUGGAGCAUCUCACUGUGACACAGCCUUGACACCCACCUCCAUGUCUGCCACCAGCACUGACAUUUAGUACAAUUUAUGUUGCUGAGGUAGCAUGUAGACUGGCUUUGUGUCAAGACUCAUCCCGUUAAUCUCACCUCCAACACACACUUCCUAUACUCGUAAUACAAACUCAGGCCUUAGACCUCGACACCUUUACUCUUCGUGUCUGCUUGACUCAGAUUUAGGACUGGAACUACUGAAUGCUUCGUCACUGUAUAUGUACUUUAAUAUUACCUGUUAGUUAGUUGGAGAGCUCAAUAUAUUUUCUUUCUUGGCUUUUUCACUUCAUUUGAAUAGGAGAAGAUCUGUUAUGUAAUAUUUUAAAAGGCCAUCUCUCAGCAAAUAUCAAAGUAAACAUGCUUCUUCAAAUGUAAAGGUACAUACUUGAUGUCACAAAUCUGUCUUUUUCUUGUUGCAUGGCUGAUGUGCUUAAAUGGUUUAUCUUCAUUGAACCACCCUCUCUUGUUACAGAAGCUUACACCGUAAAUGCUUUGGCUGUCCAAUUUCUGUGAUCUCUCUGCCUUUGAUAUCAGAUGGAGACGAGUUGGUGGCUUGUAGAGGAGGGGGUUGUCACUGUGGGAUCUCCAUCUGUUACCAGAUAGCCCAAUGGGUGGUAUGCUUAUCAUGGGGUAUAAUCACCAGCUUGAACCUUUUGGAUGGCAGAUGUAAUGAUUGUAAACAUGGCAGGAGGUCUGCACAGUCAGACAUCAAGGAGUUUACUGCAAUAAUAUGACAUUUUCUUUAAUUGCAUGUCCACAAAGACGUCUCUUAUUUUCCAGGAACCAAACAGAGUCAGUGGAUCUAUCCAAGUGAAACGAAUAAACAGGUGACCGUGUUCUGCCCGCUCUGCUCGCCCUUCAGGACUCCGUGUCUGUUUUCAUUAAGGAAAGCAGUGACAUACGGUUGUACUCAGAUGUAGAGGCCAAGUCCAGCUGAAUAGUCAACACUGCAGCUCAAUGGAAGGAGUGCCAUUAAAGAAAAGAGGAAAGCUGUUAAAAAAGAGAAAAGGGUAUAUUGUGAAAAUAUUGAGCUGAAAAAAAUUCUACUGAAUAUUUAAACGCUGUUCCUCUCAGCCAUAAGCACAGGGAUUAUUUGUGGGUUAAAUGAAUGUAUGUUUUUUUGGUUAUUAUAGCCCUGAAAUGCAGCUCAUAUGUUGUGGAAGCUACAGUGCUUUAAUACUACAAUGCUCUACUACCCGGAUGUAAACAAGCUCAGAUUGCAGUUGGUAUCUAGAUGGUAUUUAGAUCAAGAAAAUGAAGAUGAAGUUGUUUCUUGUUAAACUGGCAUGUUGGAGCAACCAGCACAGAUAUAUGGAGGGUUACCAAAGGCUGGAGGUGCAAGCUCUGCUAUUGUUAGCCACACUCAGCAAACCAGUUUGUAAUUGUUUAGCUGCAGACUCUGUGAUCCCAUGUUUAGCCUUGUUUUCCAGCAUUCAGACCAGUUCCCUACACAAAGUCAAAAUGGAAACCUCUGUAACAGUUUCUUUCUAAGCAUGUAGAUUUUAUUGAAAGAAAUAACUGAAGACAAACAUAUUCACAUUGUACAUGUUUAUUCCUGUAACUCCUCUGUUUGUUUUCAUUGUUUUUAAUCUUUUGUUUUUUCCUUCUUUUUUAUUUCAUUUACCUCAGCAACUCUCAGUACUUUCCAGCUAGUCUUGUAUUUGUCUGCCUGUAUAUUUUAACACUGUCCAUAUUCUCUCACAGAAAUCCUCUCUCAUGAAUUGUGUUACUUCUCUGACUCCUCAGAGUUCUUGCAGCAACCAAACCAAAACCAAAGUGGGUUCAUAGCUAAACAAUAAGAUAAAUCAUUUGUUGCUGAAAUGACAGCAAGGCUGGAUGUGGAGGAGGAGACGUGCCAGCACUUGUCACAGCAGAUGAUUGAUAAAUAAUACUACAGUCAGUGAAGAAGGCAGAGUUUCUAGUUGUUUUAAAAGACAAAAUAAAUUUAUAAUAAAACAUAUAUUUAAGUUAUUAUAGACUUUUUAAUACACUUUAUGUUCAUACUUGAACAGAUAUGAAGAGAGGGCAGGCCACAUGGGUUUAGCCUUCAAUGAUUGACAUUGGUAGAGAGUACUUUAGUAAUGAAGGUGAAGUUUGUCCUGCAUGUAACCAAAGUGUUUGCUCAGUCUGUGAGGGGCACCGGCACUCUAAGCUGCAAGGACGAGGUCGACUGCGCCUCUGUUCCUCUUCUGCUCUCCUUUCCUCUGCUUCUUGAGGUAUUGCAGCCUAAAUUUAGCCAAACAUCCAUCAUAACUUGAUAUGUCUGCAUUUGGCUGUCAGAUUUCUCAGCACUCUUAAAAAAAAACGUAGAGAGGUUUUAGAAACACUGGUUCAUGUGAGGAAAGGGACACCAGCAAGGUCUUGAUUGUAGGGAGACAGUGUCGGAGUAUGACUCAUGAAAAACUUGUCAGGUGUGUAAAAUACUGAACCACGACUACAUAUCUGUGUUUGCACAUGAUAGUGGAACACUCAGGCACAAAGUCUGCAGGGUUUUUUCUGUGUCUGAUGCCAAGUGCUGUUUAUCAUGUUCAUAUCCACCAAGUACCGGCUCAGUGCCAGAGCAAGCAAAAGGGAAUAUGCAAAAUGUGUACUUUUCUUUUCAUGUUGUUAUUUAUAAAUCAGUUAAAGGCCAGAGGAGACUGGAGGAGACAUUUCAAAGUAUUCUGCCUCAGUCUAAAGACAAGGACAUUUGCCCCUCUAUUCAGAGGACUUUUGGAUCUCUCAUGGUCAAUUUUUAAUCUCAUACGUGACAUUUGAGAGAGAGCUGAUGGAGAUUGUGAAAUUCCACCUGGCAUGCGCCUCAUAUCCAGGUUUAACCAGGCUGAUAAGAUACACAGUACAAGAACACUGACAAAAUUUUACUAGGGCCAUGAUUAUGAGGACGAAGGACGAUUGCUUUUGCAGUGGCCUUCCUGAUGUUCUCUCUGUGUUGUCAGACAUUGCUUCUUUUAAAUUUGAUCAAAAAACAUCUGUCGGUCUGUGGAGAAGCUUUUGGAGUUUUAGUCGUGGGCAUCUGGCAUUUUUGCUGAUUUUUGGUGAAGACAAUUGCCAGGCCUCUGUCCUGGUUGCAACUGUAUUUGCAACAUAUCAAUCACAGGCUCCUGUCCCGAACAUUUUCUCUUUCCUCUACUUUGCUCGAAAUGGAAACUUGAUAUUCAAUAACAGCGUCAUGCUGUGUUAAUAACUGAAACCAUUAAGUCACUGGGAAAACCUUUGCUGAAAAAUUUAAUUGAGAAAAAGGGUAAUUUUAUGAAAGAUUUCUAUGUAUUGCCAGUACAGUUGCCCCCUACUGGCCACUGUAAAUAAUGCAUACACAAAGCUCCAGCAUUAUCCACUUUUCAGACCCAGAACCUGCAUUUGAAACUUAAAUACAGUCCCUGUUUUUAAUUCAUAUCUUUGUGUGCUGUCCGCCCCACAGUGUCAACCAAAAUCUAGACAAAGUCUUAAUUUUUCUGACCACCUCUGCGUUGUGUUUGUGUCUCACAGGGUGAAGAAGGGCCUCCCAGUCUGGAGUAUAUCAAGGCCAAGGACCUGUUCCCCCAGAAGGAGCUGGUGAAGGAGGAUGACAGCCUUCAGGUGAGUCUGACAGCUUUCAUGAACCCUGGACGUCUGCUGCUCCAGAGCACAGACCCAUCUGCUCUGACACUGAGCCGCAUGUCUGUAGAGGAGAAACAGGAGCUAACGAAAACACUGAGUGUGGCACUGACCUUCCCUCUGUCCUGACUGCUGUGGAGUGAGCAUUCCUCAGUAAACACCAUGUGUAGCUUUUGAUUUCUAAGAUAUUAUUACAGGAGUCACAACUCUGCGGGCCUGAGGCCUGAAACAAAGGUAGAGUUAAUGACACCUACAUAGAACAGAUUUUAUUUUUUUACUUAACCUCUAAUCAGUUGUGGGUGUUCAGCACAGGAAAAUGUCUUGAGCAGUGGUGUUGAAAAGGAUGGUUAAAACACUUCACAGGAAAAAAUACUUUAAGGUACAGGAAGCUUAGUGGUUUAAGUGGCAGAAAAAACCACUGAGCACAUAUUGAUCCUUCAGUGACCAAUUCAAACAAUUUCUUUGUUUGCACUAACUUUUUAAAAUGUUGUGCACAGUUUAGUUGUGUGAUGAAGGAUAAUAUUAAACUGUCUCAGACUUCUGACUGACCAAAGGCACUUGUCCAUAACAGCAUGACCAAAUCUCCUCCUACAGACUCCUGGUGUCUUGAUUGGUAUUGGUUCCUCUAGUGGUACAGGCUACAAGUGGGUGUGGAGCAAAGUCAUGGCUGUCUUUAUGAAUUGGAAACUGUUGGAAUAAGAAAAACAACCUGCAUUUUUAAGGUCGAUGCCACUCACGCCCUGUACUGAUUCAACAUCUUACUCAAAAAAACCAACCUUGCCUGUCUUUUCAUUCAGAGAGCAGAUUCACAAAUUGCUCAACUACAUUGCCGUGGAGCAUACAGCUUAUCGCUGCAAGCCCUCGAUGAGAGAGGAAGGAAUGUUUUUGACGCAGGAAGUGAAGAAGGAAAUGUUGACAAAGCUUUUUUUUGUAUGCAGGAUAGAGGAGCUGGAAGAAGGUGUGAGUCACACAUUUCUGUAGUAGUGUUUCUGACAUGUGUGGCUGACACACUCAGAAAAAUGACAACCUGCUACUUAUGGACCUCAAACAGAUUUCUAGAUCACCAUGGCAUCCUUUGAAUUGUGUUAAUCCUUUAUGAAAAAUCAAUCCAGUUAUCGCUUAAGUUUGGUGUCACUCAUACUUUUCUCUCUAUGAAGGAAAAUUUGUAGUGUACUGUACAUAACACACUCAUGUGUCCUUCCUUCAGAGAGCUGGAGGAGACUUUAACAGCUCUGUCAGCUGAGGUUGUCCAAAUCUUUGAUACUUGUCAACACCACAUGCUUUGACACAAAACCAUCUCUGUUAUGUUGCACUAGAUAGUAUCGAGAAGCACUGAAGUUCAUGUAAAAAAGUUAUUUUUUCAAGCCAAGCGAAAGGGGAGAGAGCAAGCAAUGGUGGUUGGUAACAUAAAAAUAAUGAGAGAGUGCACCAGUAAAGAAAACAAAACAGCAUGAGGGUAAAACAAGAUGAAUAUAUUUAGUUAUACUUGUGGUUUCACAGCAGUUAUGCUCUAAAAAUGUAUGUCCUUUUUUUGAACAUUCAAUAAAGAUGAAGACUGGUGACAGUGGGCUUGAGAAAACUGCACGAUCGGACCAAUGAUCGUUUCCAGUAAAAUGUGUUUGAAAAUUAGAGACAGAAAGAACAAACCUUUAGAGAUAUGCACCUUCCUCUGGCUUAUGGGUGAUUAUUCAAUAUAAAAAAAUGUUUGCACUUCGGGCUGGGCGAUAUGGCCUCAAAUCAUUAUCAGGAUACAUUGAGAUACAUAUAUAUAUUCACCUUGACAACGAUAAAUGGACGGUAACUACUCCACAAGCUGCUCACCCCCCUCCCACAUUAGCUUCAGCCGCCGCUCCAGCCGCUACAACUUUUGAACCGUCCUCCGUCUCCUCACCUGUCUUUCCCUCUUAUGGACGUUAUGGACGUAAAUUUCGGUAUUGGUAAAUUUUCGGUUUAUCGCCCAGCCCUAUUUGAACUGUACAAUAUUUUCAGGAAAAUCAUAAAUAAUGUGUCUUACUGCCACCAACAACAUGUCAAAUGUUGGCCUGUGAACAGUGACUUUUUCUAUAUCAACACUGUGUGUAGUUUGAAAAUCAAAAAUGUCUAAAUCAAUAAUUUUGUGUCCCUAGGAGUCUAUUUCCUGUUGCCAUGUUAUAGGAGAGAUGUUGUUUGAUAUUACUAUGAUCAAAUCAAAACUUCAAAAUCCUGGUCUUGUAAAAACGCUACUAUAAACACAGGACUGUUUUUGGCAUAAUAUUCAGUUUAAAAACGAUUCACUGGCUCUGUUACAAACAAAAAUAUUAUUAUCUUCAUGUUCUGCCUCCUCUGCAAACACUUCAUUUUAAAAUUUUGAUAAGACAAAAAAGGUAGGUAGCUUGAUUGAUAAUAAUCGAGACAUUUACAUGUAGCUGUGCCAGAGGUUUGUAUGCUGCACUGUGUCACAGUAAAGCAGAUUCCUCUCCAGAGGAUAAAGAGCAGUGCAGAUUAAAGCAUCAGGGUCACUAAAGUGAGCCGGAUUUCUAAGUAUUUUCCAUAAUGAAAAUGCCAGUAGCAGAAUAGUGAUGGGAAACUUGCACAGUGCCCUCUGUGUUGUUGAGUUUAUGCUCUCUGGCUGUCUGGUGGGUAAUGGAGCUGAGCAUCAUGUGUCUGGAGAGCUGGACAAAGGGAAGGUGGAGCCUGGGGUGACUGUUGUCUCUGUUUUUAUGGUUUUCAAUUGAAGCCGGUUUCCACUUGGGCUGAAAUGAACUGGAGGGAGUAAAAAUUGUUCAAAGGAUUUCUUUUAUUAGUCGCAGUAGCAUUUAAGUGCUGUCCAUGGCCGCGGGUCUCUGAGUGUCAGAAGUUCACAAGUGGAUUUCUUUAUGAUCGGAGACUUCCUAUAUGUGUAACAUGGUGCUUGUUUAUUUUCCUCACCUUGCAAUGUUUUCUCUGUUUCUGCUCGUCUAUACUUAUGCCUCCCCUCCCCCUUCACACAUUGUGUUAUUUCUUUUGUGUUUUUCUCUGUACAGGCCCUCAUGUAAGAGUUUCACUGACAGAUGAUGUCUCUAACUGCAGCUUACCCGCAGGCAAAUUACAGGCAUUCUCCUUCCCCACUGUGUUUAAUACCCCUCUGCCUCUGCUGCUGUGUGUGCGUGCAGGCCAGCGGUGCAUGCUUGCAGUUGUGCUUAUGCACACGUGCUCGUCCUCGUCCUCACAGUCAGGCUGCUCAAACCGGAAGUCACGACUCUGAAGUCAGCAAGUGUUAUUCAUGGGUCUCUCUGCCCCCCCUCUUUCCCCUCUCUUUCUGUUUUUUUUUUUUUUUUUAAUUCUGCUGCUGAAGGCUUGGCAGAGGAAACGUGACACAGUAUCUUCUGCUGCACUCACUGGCUGCCGGUGACUCACGCACCUACUUUUGGAGCACAGCUUGUCGAAUGCAGCUCCAAGUCUGUACAGCAUGUUAACUAUGGCACUCUCGGCAGGACGUGUUGGUCUCUCUCUCAAACAGCAGAGCAGCACAGAGACUCUGGAGCUGCACACUCUCAUUUUAGCUCUUUUCUGCUGCUGUUGAGGCCAUAUUUAAUGCAAAUUGGCUUCAUCCCCUGACUCAUCGGGAUGCAAAAACGCUCUAAUUUAGGUCUCCCCUCCUUCUCAUCUUUUUUUUUAUGCCUCAGACAUGUAUCUGCAUAUUUCCUGUCACUGUCAACAACUUCAGCUUCUAUGUUUUGCUCUGUUUUGUGCGUCUGUCACGUUAAAUGUGAUUGAGUUGCAGAGUUAAAGCAUUUCCAGACACAUGCGACAUCUCCCUGUCAGAUUUCAGAUGUUGAAUUCUUCAGAAGUUCUUGUGCGGGGUGCCAGGGGGGCCUGCAGCCUAUAUUUGGCUCUGUUGGUGUUUGAGUGUGGAGUACUACGUGCUCCAUUUCCCAGGUUAAGCUGUACUCCUUUAUCCUGCUUCCUGUCUUGGAUCACGCACACAUUAUCAGUUAGCAAUAAGCAUCAGCAGGUGGAGUGAUGAUUGUUAAGGGUUUCAUAAUUUUUUAAAACAAACACUCUGGUUUUCGUCUAGUUCUGAUUCGUUGUAUGUCAAGUUUCUUCCCAGCUUGAGCAGAGUGAGCAGAUGCUAACAGAUGCUAGCUCAUAUGCUCUGCGUACAGUAACUAAAGCUUGUGCUUUUUGACCAUGCUGGCUAAUGAUGUGUCAAGUAAGCCUGGUUUUCUGACAUCUUCCCAUAAUCCCCCCAUCUGCCCCACUGCAUGUCCUCUAUUAACAUGCACCACUGGGUCUCCCUCUGCGUGACUCAGCAAUGCAUGCUAAAGCAGAAUGAGGUAAUGUCGUUUCUAAGCAACACUGUUGUCCGCGCUACCAGCAACUAAACAACGAGGCCUGAGUUGCAGUUUCUGGUCCCCAGGCACUCACACAGCGCUGAUGACUAAGAGAAACUCAAGUGUGAGGAGGUCGUGUAAAAGAGGAGUGAAGUGGUGUAAUACAAUCCGGAGUUUGUAAGGAGAGAGAAAGAGAGCGCUGUCCAAGCUGUGAUAUUUCUCCCAGACUUAAUAUGUUUUGUUUUAAACAAGGUAAUUGAAAGUGGUUUAAUGUCUGUGGUACAUAAUGUCACAGCUGAAAUCUUCCUGCAGUCACAAAAAGCUCUGUUUACUCACUGGGUUCAUGAUUUUUUAAAGCAAACAACGGAACAACAACAAUUACCAGAGCGGUCAGGGUGAAAGUGACCCCUCUGAAAUCUGCUGGAUGCCUCCACGUUUAUACCAAAUGAGACAUUGUUCAGAAGUUGGCUACUGUAGCUGGCUAAUGCCCUGCAUGAGAAAUGUUUUCUAUUAACCUCCGCUGGGAACCAAUUAUCUUAAUGUAAGGGUCUGGCUGCAGCCAAAGUCUGGACUUGGCGGUGUGUUAGAUAAAAUGAGUACGAGUAAGAAUGUUAAUGGACAGUUUGCGAUCCCUCAUGGUACAGUCCCAGCUCUGGUGCAGACUGUCUCUUGUCUGCCUGCUCAUUCAGGCUCACCAACAAGCCCUCUGUGCUCACAAAGGUCCUUCUGUAAAGCUACUAUGUGCUAAUUGGACAGCUACACAUGCACACUGUUUCCCACAUGUACUCCUCUUUGUCAUACCUGCCAUGUAACUCUAACUGCAGUACUUAAAGUAGAUCUAUGUUUCUCAUUUUAACCUGUAAUUGUGUCAGUCUGGGAUACUUACUGAGCAGGUUUUAAUGAUUUGCUGCCCUAAAAACUCCUCUUUUAUUCAGUACUGGUGUCUGUGAAACCAUCAUUUCAGCACUUUUCAGACUCUGCCUGACAUGCUUCAGUUUGGCUGCUUUUCCACUGAUAUAAACUUAGACACUGCUAAUAGGAUCGCACAACCUGACACCAGGAUGUGUCCCUUCUCCAAGGAAGUGGUUCAUAGGAGUUGGAAAACUUUGCUAUCACUUGUCAUAGCACUUUUGUACAUACACAUAGCAGGGGUGGGAGAAAAAAUCGAUACAGCAUAGUAUUACAAUAUUUUGUCUGGUGAAAUAUCGUACCGUCUCAUUUAUCAAGUAUGGAUUUUUUUCAAAUUGAUUGCUAAUCUGAGGUCAAAUCUCUGACAAUGGAAAAAUAAAAUAAACUGUUUGUCCAAUCAGAGGUGACAUCGUAGAGCAGGAGAAAGUUAGUACAACAUAUAUAUAUAAGGUUUGCAAGAUGUAAAAUAAAACAUGAAAAUAAAAAAACUGUGUAAAUAAGACAAACAUAAAGGAAAGCCAAAUGGUAAAUUAGCGAAACAGUUGAAAAAAUUAUCUACAUAGCAAUAUAUUGUAUCGCAAUACCCACUGUAUUGCACAGUGUUAAAAAAUCGCAACAAUAUCAUAUCGUGGCCCAAGUAUCGUGAUAAUAUCGUAUCGUGGAGCCACUCGUGAUUCCUACCCCUAACACAUAGUAUGUACAAAUGUACAUAUAUGUUCCUCCACCUGCAGCACUGAUCAGCUGUCUAGGCCUUAACUACAUGAUUAAACUUAAUGUUUGGAUGACCAUUUAGCUUAGCAGUAAAUAGUCUCCAACGACACAGGCUACUGUCGUCAAAUCAGAGAUAGUCCAGAUUUUACUUGAACACUGGGUCUUUUCAUGUAUAUCAUCUCCACUCUCUCUCUCUCUCUCUCUCUCUCUCUCUCUCUCUCUCUCUCUCUCUCUUUAGUUUUCUUCUCUAUCUGCUGAUCUAUCUUGUGGAUUCAGAGCUGCCCAAAAGGUUUAUGAAAAACUUGCCUUGUAUACUUAUUAUAUUGUGAUUGUCAGCUAGUUCUGAAGAGGGCGACUCUCUCAGAUGCUCUGCUUCAUGUGCAGCAGACAGUGUUGAGGGUACAGUCCAUAUGCAGUUGGAGUGCCCUCUGGUGGACAAAGUACCUAACGACCCUAUUUUUAAACCACUUGGAGCAUUGUUUUUCCCUUUGGGGAUCAGUACAGCUCUCAAAUAAAGUUCUGGGGAUCAGUAAAGCAAAUGUGAGCAUAUUUACAUGCUAAGCUGAGAGCGUGCAUGUGUUUAAUAAUUAUGUUGCUAAGUAUUAAUAUGAAAGGAUUUUAUGGUGGCAUUCGGCUCAAAGCAGCACUUAAGCUAAGUAACUCCUCACAGAGCAGCUGGUAUGGCUUUAUGUUGACUGUUUAAAUAUGCAUGUUCUGAUAGUCUCAGCAGACAUAAUACAGCCUAACUAUAAACAGGUGGUUCUGUCGUGUUCUUGCUGCUUCGACUUCAACGGUCUGGUUGUUUUGUGUCUCUGCAGGUGCCAUUCCCAGUUCUUCAGGGGGAAGGGGUGGAAUAUCUUGGUCAUGCCGAUGAAGCCAUCAUCGCCAUUUCUAACUACCGGCUCCACAUCAAAUUCAAGGACUCUGUCAUCAAUGUGAGUACAAGUCACAGACAGUAAACACACAGCAGAACCACAAAUGGAGAGUUUCAGUGCAGUCCAAAUGGCUAGAGUGUGUUUCCUGCUUCUGCCAUGUCAUUAUUGGAGCCAAUAGCAGGAGAGUGGAGGCUGUAAUAUGUAGCUUGGACGGACACACAGGCUUUUCCCUUUCCCUCAUAUAAAUUUUUACAAACACAUAACUGUACUAAGACGGCAAAAAGACUCCAAAAGUUGUACAUGGCGUGCUAUUAAAGAGAAUUUCAUCAUAACCCAGUGCAGUUGGCGUAUGGUUGUUGUGCCACAGGAGCGGCAGGUCUUCAGAUCAUCAUGCGGGGCGGUUUAAUGUGACAUCUAGGCGUCCAAAGGUCCGACCCCUACUGGCGCUGAAGUCCACCACCUCACUUCUGCUGACGUCAGGCCUUGCUCUAAGACAAACAGGCCAAUUGUUUGCAUUCACUGGCAGCAAAAUUCCUCCUCCUUCCAAAAUCCCUGUCAUGUUUUCCAGAAGGAUUCGGCUUCUGGAAAACAUGACAGGGGGUUGAAAAAGGAGGAGGAGGAGGAGGAGGGGAGAGCAGAUCACAAGGAUACUCUUCACCUCAACUUAGUUUGCAAAGGAGAGUUAAAUUAAAGCUUCGAGUUCAGAUGUCAGCAGUUAGGAGCCAAUAUUGGGUUGGUUUCCUGCCGGAGUCCUGCCUUGACCCCAGCACCGCAGAUGAACUCUGAAUGAACGCCAACAAGCCCCAACCUUUCACCCACCCCCCUCCACCACUCCUGCCCCCUGCUUCUGAGCUGUUUUCUUGCCCUUUGCUCCCGACCAUGUUUGUCUUUCUCUCCAUGAUUUCCAUUCGCCCCGGUCAUGUGCUGCAAGUGGCACACCUCAUGAUCCACUCAGUUAUCGUUUCAUCUUUCAACCUCCUUUGAUGUUUUCUUUCCUGUUAACUCUUCAUUUCCUUUUUUUCCUCCUGAAUUCUUUUGGUUUAAUAGUUUUUCCAUUUCCUCUUGUCUUGUCUCUUCCCUUCCUCCUUCUCUGUCUGUGUCUGUGUGCUCCAUGGUGUCACUGUGUUUUAGACCUUCCCAGGUGUGGACAAUGAGAUAUCUGUGAGUACCAUAUGAUAAAACACCACCCUCUGCCACAGUCUAGACAGCUUAAGUCAUUCAGCUGCUCUCCACUUAAAACAAUUACAGUGCACUGUGGACAGAUUGUCAUUUAUACCCAUCUUAGUGGAAGCACCAGAUUUAAUGGGUUCUUCUGUGAGAACACCUUGCAGAUAGCUGUAGUGCAGUGUGUUGGCUGACCUUGAGAAUUAAUGAACAGAAAUAUUUACUUCUAAGAAACUUAAAUUAAGGGGUGCUAAAUAAGGGUCUCCCUGGUUUUGAAUUAUAUUUUCUGAUGAUUCCUCAACUUAAACUGUGGGUAGGAGGUGCCUGAAGAGGCCAUACCGUCGAAUAACGAUACGACUCGACACAAUGCAGUGUGAUUAGUGCUGUCAAAUGAUUAAAAAUUGUAAUUGGAUUAAUCACAGGGUUGCUGUGGAUUAAUCUUGAUUAAUCACGAUUCAAUAUUGAUUUAAUAUUUUUAAUCUAUAUUAAUCAUGUAUUAUAUUGUAUGAGCGAAGAGGCUCAAGACAGACAAAUUGCUAACAGAAUCCCCUCCUUCCUCUCUUCUUCCCUUUGCCCUCUCUAACUUCCUUCCCUCUUUCUUUUCCUUCCUUCCUUCCUUGUCUGUUCCUUCCUUCCUUCCCUCCUUCCAUCCUUCCUUCCUUCCUUCUGUCUUGCUCUAGAAGGGGCUGGCACCUCUCCUUGUUUCUCCCAAGCGUUUACAGUGUCCUCCUUCAUUGUUUUUUUGUAGCUCCAGUACCGUUUCAGCGAACCCAAUCUGUAGGAAAAAUAGCCCAUUUGCAGAGCAAUAUGACUGGCUCGAAUUGAUCUCUUUAAAGUGAAGCUAACGAUCAGACUGUAAAAAAGACAAUGCAUGGAAAAGGAUGUCUCAGCCUGAAGUUUGUGUGAAUAACUUCUAGCCGUCCUGGGAGCGCCGUGGCUUCAACAGGCAUUGAAUUUUGUCAGAUGGUUGAGUGGUUCGAAGUUUUCAGAUCGGAACAUGAACUGGCAUAUUCUCUCAUUCAAGAUACUGCGAUAUCAGUACAUGUCAACACUUGAAGAAAACAUUUAACAAGUUAGCUCAACAUCCAUGUUUCUGCAUUGGCUUAAUUGUUAUGAAAGACUAAACUCAGACUAUGAAUCUAAACACACAAAUUGCAGCUCUAGUACUAUUCUCCUGUUCCUCUUCAUCCAUUGAAGUCUUGCUAUCUAUGAUCAUUUAUUUCCUGUAUGUACUCAUUUGUCAUUUCAGAGGUCUUGUCACUGUCCAUCUGUCGAAUAGUUAAAGAUAAAAGAGAAUAAAAAAGAAGACAUCUAAAUCACAGCCUCACCUUUGUUAACACCUGAGUCUACUGGAUAGUUUCGUAGCUUAGAAACAACAAUGAACAAUCCUGCUUUAGUUUGGUCACACGACAGAUGGUGAAGGGACCAAGUCAAAUCACUUUAGAGGCCCCUUCUCAUCCACCAUGAGUUUAAAGCUUUACUAUGUGUAUCCAACCUGGUUUUAUUCUGAACUAGAGCAGAAGGUGGUAACCUCUAUUUACAUGUGCUGUGUGCUCUGUCAGUGUGCCAUCAGGCUGAUCCCACUCGCUCUCUGUCUCCCCCCACAGGUGCCUCUCAGGCUAAUUGAGAGCGUGGAGAGCAGAGAUAUGUUCCAGCUGCACAUCAUCUGCAAAGACUCCAAAGUUGUCAGGUAAGAUAAGCAGCUCCCUCACACACUAAAGACAUCGUAUCAGCUCUGCCGGCAGAUUGAUGCUGUUAUUAACCCGAGUAAACACAGUGCUGUGGUCUGUCAGGCAUUAGAAUAAAUAACACAGGAGUACAACUCUGUCUGGCUAAAGGCGCAAUUUAUAUCUCACACUGGCACACUUAGCCGCUAAUCAAUGUGUUCAGAUUUAAAAAUAGAGGCUACAACUCUUGUGCUAUUUCUGUCAUAUGAAAAUAAUCACAGUGUUCAAUUACCCACUGACAAUAGUGGUUAUGGAGAUCAUGCUGCGUGUCCUCACGCUCAAACACAGUCGCCUCUGCUUAUGUAAAGUAAGCGGCACAGUUAAGGCUCUGCAUUAAGGUGUUCUCACUGAAUGUGUUGAACUUUGGAAAGCCACUGAGAGAAACUGAAGUUUACUGCUUCACAAUCUGCACUGAAUGAUGAAUAAGUAAUUGGUGACUUGAUUAUAAGCCUGUUGCUUACAGUCUCUUACCUACCUUGUUUUCUAUCUGUUAAUCUGUCAUACUCAAAUGCAUCCCAUGAUAGGUCAAAAUUUUAAAUCACCUCCUGCUUACAUGUUGCAGCUUUUAAUCAUUUAAGUGUCCCACCAUAGCCAAAGAGAUGAGACAACAUCAUGAGAUAAAACUCUGACUUACUGUUUUCUUUCAGUCCUGGAGGAAAACACAGAGUGACAGCUGUCUCAUAAAAACUAGUCUUCUGCAGGUUCUGAUCCUGUGCGGGAAAUCACUCUUUGUUUAUCCUUCAGUGAGUCUGUGCUUUUUGCCUACCUGCUGAUGUGCACCUCACAUCCUCUCUGCUGGCUUGUUAGCCCGCGUGUGUGUGUGUGUCUUGUUUGUGUUAGUGUUUGUGCCACUGUGCACAUGGCAUUAAACUUGCAGCUCUCAUGUGUGUAACUGAGAUUGACACAGAACCGGUUCUUUUUUAGAUUACUAACCACUCAUCACUCAGACGGGCCAGACAGGCUGAUACCUGUCACUAGGUGGUUCAUUUUAGGGCUUCUCUCAUUUCAUUAUUUAACCAUAACAGCUACUGACAAAGCGAACAGUUUUCAGAAUCCUCAUGUACUUUAUUUGCCAAAAUGCUUAGUCAUUUUGUCAUAGGGGACUCAAGAAAGGAAGGUGUGUAACAACCCAAAAAUCAUUUAUAACCUCAGUAUUAAUUAUUUCUACAGAAGUUCAUGAUGUUCUCUGCUAUCCAUUUUUAUUUUCUGAGUGAGUUAAAAAGAAAAGAACGUCGAAAAAUAUCCAUAAUAUAUGGGCUGAAAACCAGAACCUGAAUAAAUGCUUCUUUAAUAAACCUAUAGAUACAGCUGCUGCUUUAAUCUGUUAUAAUAUAUACUGAAAAAGACGAGAAUAUGUACGGGGAAUACGGGAUGAAAGAUGCAUCUGUUGUUAUUCAUUUUACAGUGAGUAAGAGAGGAAGCUGUGUAGCGAUUGCUGAAUUGAAGCAGAGCGUUUUUGAUGAUUUCAUUUCAUUUUUUCUCAGCCUAUUAUCAUUUGCCAAGAUCAGACAGAUGGCACAUAUAUAACUACUACCUCACGUGCUCACUCUUACACAACAGUUUCGAUAAAAAUGAACAAGGCUGACUUGUAAACUCUGAGACUGAAAACUUUAAUCCUCAUCUGCUCAUGGGCAUCUGUAAAGUUCAACACCAGUGAAACCCUCAGGUUCUCAGCAGCAGACGUGACAGCAGCCCUGGUUCCUCUCCAUUAAGCAGACACAUUAUCAGUUCUGUUAAAGUCUGGAAAAUCUCAUUUAUCUGGCUUUUUUUUUUUAAAUCACUUUAUGUUCUCCACAGAUGCCACUUUGCAACUUUCAAGCAGUGCCAGGAGUGGGUGAAGCGCCUGAACAGGGCCAUAGCUCACCCAUCGCGGCUGGAAGACCUGUUCGCUCUGGCCUAUCACGCUUGGUGUCUAGGAGGCAGCGCUGAUGAUGAAGAUCAGCACGUUCAUCUCUGUCGCCCAGGUACAAACAUCAACAAGAUCAUAAUAAUUUGGAUCUUACUUUGCACACAAGUUUGUUAAAAAGUUCCAUGAGUAAUUCCCCGCCCCCUGCUGUGUGUGUGUGUAGGUGAUCAUGUGCGUCAGAGGAUGGAGAUGGAAGUGAAGAGGAUGGGCUUCGACACACAGAACGUUUGGAGAGUGUCGGAUAUAAACUGCAACUACAAGUACGUCACAAAUACUUGACCACGAAUAGCCUGACACCUCUGUAGCAGCAGAUAUCUGCAAAGUACUGUAACUUUAAAGAGCCGUGAUAGUCACUCAGGGACAGACAAGGGCUAGCAGAGAUUUCAGAGAGCUGUGACAGAGAGCAGGGCUGUAGCACAAGCACUGAUACAACAAUGCUGCAACGCUGAGCAGACUGUGGGAACGACAACUUGUGUGUGUCGGCACUUCAACGCUCUGAGUGUCAGAACUUUAUCAAGAAAUGAAAGUUCAGUCAGCACUGAAUCAGAGUGACUUUGUGGAGGAAUAAAACUAGAAUAAAUCAUUUUUAUGUCAUACAUUUUUACUUACAGUGUGACCAAAACUUUCCCAUGUGAGUAUCCCAAAUGUCCAUCAUCAACUCAAGUUCACAACCAGGGAAUAGGAAAUCUUCUUAUAACUUCAAGACUCGCUAAAGAAUUAUGAGGUUUUUGAGUGACCUUUAGCAGAAAGGGUCCAUUGAUAGAGGUGAACACAUUGCACACAGAAGCUGUAUUUAUCUGAACUAGAUGUUUCCUAAACUGAAUUUUUCCGGCACAAACCAAAAGCAAAAACCUUGCUUGCCUUGAAAGCAGCAGCUCAGCAUCUUCACAUAAUAUCAUACCUACUUAGUCCCGGCUUCUCGCCAUCUCUCACAAAGAUUUUUCACAGUGCCGUCUGCCUUAGCGAGGGCCAGCCAGAGUAUCAAAGAAGUAAAAGUGUUUGAGUGUUAAUCUGUUUUGGACUCUUUCAGCUCACCAUAUUUGCCCUGCUGCUCUGACUGCCACCUUAAAACAGUGACGCCACUGCUUUUUAAACGGCACAUUCCUGCAUAAAAAGUUCCCAGACAGACGUAUCAUAUCACUAAAGCACUUUGAGUUCCUGCGACUACCUGCAAGUUACGCAUACAGGUGUAGCUAAUCAGGCGACUAACAGCAGGCAACCACAUCCCAAAAGCCACCAGACCUCUAUGUUAUCAGUCCACUACUGAACAAUUGCAGUACACAACAGAUACACCCACAGGACCUGAAUGAAAUCAGACAAAUGACUUAACUGGAAUCCCUGACAGGUGCAAAUGCUAUCACAUCAACCACAGAUCUUUGGAUGUCAGUGAGUUAUCAAAAUUAUCUUGAAAUAUUUGCUCACUUUAUUUACACUGAGUACACAUAUACUGCAGCCUGCACUCCUGCAUAUUUCAAAAUGGGUAUCAAUGUUAUCCUUUAAAAGAUCAAAUCAAUCCUGUGCUUCACAGAAGUAGCAUCUUUUAUUUGAAUAAUAAAUCCUAAAGCCAAAAUCGUAAAGGACAUUUCAUUGCACUGAUUUGUUUCCCAAGUGAAGACACUGAUGAAAAUAGCUUUUUAUUAUUUACAUGGGUUAAGAUUAUGACUUUUUAAAAGUUGAUUUUAAAUUAAUCAUGUUAAACUAUUAAAAAUCUGUGAUUGAUUUCAGUGUAAACAAAUGGAUCAGUCACAGCUGUAAUAUGUUUUAACUGUUCACUUAUUGGAAUGACAUGAGAGGGAUGUCUAAAGUAUGACAGUUAUGAAACAACAGAUCAUGUAUGAAAGUGGGUGGUCUGUUACUCUACUUGAUCACUUUUAUUGAUAGGUGGUUCAAUAUGUGGUUCAGGACACACACACUGCCAAACAAGUGUGGACAAAUACGUCUCAGAACCACUGCAGUAUGUGACCUUUGUGAGUGGAUCUGAGUCUGUCCUCAGGAAUCACUGAGGUGCUUUUAUACCUGUGGGUAGGGCUGACCGCCUGUGAUCCAAUCACACAGCAGGGAUGUUGAUAGCGGGUAUAAACAGCCUCCUCCUUUUAAGGACUCCUACAACACGAAUCGAUACGAAUUUCCGUCCCUCCUGUCUCGUAUGACCUCUGAAGCCAGCAGCAGCCUCACUAAUGUUCAGUCCUUCACACACCUACAAAACUGCCACUGAGUGAGCCAGUCAGGCAGAAGUAAUGCACUUUACAGCGUGUUUUUGUUUACCUGUGUAUCAGAGUCGUGUCUCCUCCUCUGUCUCUGCACAUGAACACCACAGAUAAAAAAAAGGUCAGUCUGCUCAGAGGACCCAGGAGAGCACAUCCUGCUGAGGGAGACGGGCACACAGGACAACCGGCUAAUUAAACGAGCUGCAGCCUGCUGAGGACCAUGACUCAGCACAGAUUUUCACUUUCUCCCUCCCCUUUUAACACAUACACACGCACACAGAGUCUCCCUCCCUCUUUAGUCUGCCAGCAGGUGUAUAGAAUUUGAAGAGAGCAUCAUGAGAGAGGAGGAGAAGGAGGAGACCAGAGACAGAUGGAGUUAGGCUAAAGCACUCUGUGAUUUAUUUUCUGCCAAAGCUGAGCUGUUGAUGCAGUUGUGACCCUGAAAACCAGAUCAGUUGUGUAUUGUGUAUCAAAGCUGUGUUUAAUCUCGAUUUGUUUGCGUUUCCUUAAUGAAAGACUCUUACAGCUUGCACAGUUGGCUUAAAUCAACCAUACUACUCUGUACAUUCGCUGCAUAAUAUUUGCUGCAAUCUAAACUACCUUCAUUCCUCUUGUUAAAAAAAACAAUGCAUCUUUUUAUUGUCGUCUGCAGGCUGUGCUCCAGCUACCCGCAGAAGCUUCUGGUGCCAAUCUGGAUCACAGACAAGGAGCUGGAGAGCGUUGCGUCCUUCAGAUCCUGGAAGAGGAUCCCUGUGGUGGUCUACAGGUUCGUUCGCUGACACACAGUCACAAGUAAAGAAGCGGGAAAGCGCACACAUUUAUGCACUCAAGGUAGAAGUACAGAUACAGGUGUAAACGAGUGAAAGUGGGAAACUGCAAGGUCUUGAAUUUACUCAGAGUAAGGAUUUUUCCACCAGCUGUUUCUGUGUACAGAUAACUGAAGGUCAUGUUGUACCAGAUCUGUAGUUAAGGUUAUAUGGGAUAAUGCAUACCUCAAGGUGGUUAUGCACAGUGUGUCACCACUGAUGGCUUCUAUAGCCACCUGAUAACUGUACAUUAUUUCACUUACCUGGCCGCCAACUUCAAGCUCCUCUGAGGAGUUUUUUAACAUUUACAUAUAAGACAGACUGAAAUCCUUACUGAUGUUAUUUCAUGAUAAACAAAAACAAACAGGACCAUCAAUGACAAAAGGGAUUUUCAAUGCCUGAAAAUGGUGUGAGUGUGUAGGAGUCAGUGGACCUGCUAAGGAGAAACAGACCCUUUUUUUACAUCUUUGUUCCAUGUGAGUUCCUCCAUGACUCACUAUUAGUGGUCGCCUCUUGUCUUGUUUUCUCUCGCCUCCUUCUGUGCCAGACUCUUUGAUGCAGAUUUAUUUGAAAUGACGUGACUGGGUUGGUCCUGGCAUAAUUCUUUCUCUUCAGAAUUAAUUACCUUUGUUAUUGAGUUUUGAUUGAUCAUUCAACACAGCCAGGUAAUUACUUCAAAAGCUGGGUUAUAAUCAGUUUUAAUGUUUCAAUCUGCACUAAUGAUUACAACUCUAUGACCUUGACUUCCAGGCACCAGAAAAAUGGGGCAGUGAUUGCUCGUUGCAGCCAGCCUGAGAUCAGCUGGUGGGGCUGGAGGAACACAGAUGAUGAGUAUCUGGUGACAUCCAUCGCCAAGGCCUGUCAAAUGGACACCGGGGUCAAGGUCACCUGUGGAGCACCUGCCUGCCGACAACGUGGGGAAGCUCCAGAUUCCUCUGACAGUGAUUUCGGUAAAUCUGUGGUUUUCUUUAUGGAUGCAGAUUCAUGCUCGGGCUUUUGGAGCACCGCAGCUCUAAAAAUAUGUUCAAACUCAGACCGGUCUUUAUGACUCAGAGGAGAAGCAAUCAUUUGCAUAAUUUACAUGUCUCAUUAAUUUCCUUAUUUUAAAGUGGACCACAGACAGAUAAUGAUGCAAAACAUGAGUGCAGAGCAACAGACCAUCUUCAGCUCCGCAUUGUCAAUUAUUCAAAACAAGCUCAGCCGCAUAAACCUCAUGAAUGCGCCUUUUCAUGUGUUUUUAAAUUAAGAAAGAGUUCAUCCAGUAACAAAAUCUGUAAUUGUGUGAAACAACCACAACCUUAAGCGGCUCCUUGUUUCUUUUUAAACUUGUUUUGUUUGUUUGUUUUUCUGCUUUUUUCCUAUUCAUCACUUAAGUUUUGUUUCUCAAAGAGGAUACCAACAUGUCAAAUAAAUACAUGUAGAGAGUGAAACGAUCCCUGACAGGUAUUUUAGAUGAUCACUGCGUGCAGGGCAUCUGCCUGAAAGUAAGUGGCAGCAAAACCCCAACAGAGAGCACGGAGAAGUGGUUCAGUCACAGCCUCAGAGUAAUUACCUGUCUCGUCUCUGUGGUAGUUGUUGAAAAUAGGUUUCCGGACUUGUAAUCGUUACCAAUAGCAACACAGUUGUUUUCUUCAGUAGGUGAAGAUAUUGAUUUUACAAAUUGAGUCAGUGUCCAGUUUUUAAUGUCCCCGCUCCCUCUCCCUCUCCGAGUCGCACUCAUCUCUCCUCCUCUCACAGAAGUUUUAUUUUCAAUAACGCCGCCCGCUCACAAAGCUACAAAUCAUCUCUCUGUCCUCUCUCCCCUGUAUCUCCAGACUCCUCUCUGACAGGCGGCUCCGGCUGCGAUGACAACACUGUGCCACACAAGCUGCUGAUUCUGGACGCUCGCUCAUACACCGCUGCAGUGGCCAAUCGAGCCAAGGGCGGAGGCUGUGAAUGUGAAGGUCAGUGAGACCGAACACUUGAGAAGUCUCAAACAAUCCCAUGUAUUUUUACUCCGCACAAUAAGAGAUCAGAUACGUUGUUUUCUUAACAUCAGGCGACUUUCACAGCUCUCACAUGACAGAGAUGGACUCCAAGUUUUCCAAUUCUUCAUUUAGCUGAUAACUAAUCUUUCUGUGAGCUUUGCAAGUUGUGUCAAACAUGCUCAUUUUGCUGAUAUACAUCUCAAAAAAGUAUAUAGGAGCACAUCUUUUUGUUUGAGUAAGAUCUGCACAGACAUUUUUGUUUGCAUGAGACUGUUUGUUUCUAUCGUCGUGAUAAAAAGGAGCUAGAUAUGGGUGUGAGUUUCGUUCUCUUUCUUAAACUUGCUAUUGUAGCUAUCACUCAAUGGUUUAAGCUUUGUUAGCAGCAUUUUUAGAUCAUUUUGAGAGGUGAGCCAUACAGAUAGUUUUACUGCUACAUAACCACAACAUGUGCAGAAAUGUUUUUAAUCAUAUUUAGUAUAAUCAGAUUUGUGUGAAUUGUUUAAAGUUUGCUUCUCUGCCCUAAAGUGGCAAAAAUAUAAAGAAAGACGGAAAGAAAAAGAACUUCUCGAGCAGCGUUUUUUUACCAGGUCCUUGGAUGAUACUGAAGGCACACAUUACAUUUAGAGUCAAAUUUGAGUUUGUGGCAGCUACAAACAUAUAAUGACAUUUAACAAAUGUCUUGUAAAGGUGAACUAGUGAGGAGGUCAGAGGCCCUUAAAACUGCAAAUAUCAAGUUGUCCUGUGAUGCUUUGGAUCAGGUGCGUAAUGGAAAAAACUGGCCCUGACCUAGAUAAUAAGCAGAGGCCCCACUUUGCAUGCUAACUGGCUUCGGCAAAAGUCCAAUUUAAGAUAUGUGAAAUGAACAAAUGGCUGCUGACCCAGAUGAUGGUUGAUAGAUGAGCGAUGUGAAUCGAUAACUGUCCUAUCUAGAUGAGAUAUGAAAAUAAUAUUCACUCCACUAAAUGCCUCUUUCUGUUGUUUCUCAGUGUGUUUUUCGUCUCAGGACCUGACCCAGAGUUGUUUGUAUCUGUCUGUGUUUAGAGUACUAUCCAAACUGCGAGGUGAUGUUCAUGGGAAUGGCCAACAUCCAUGCCAUCAGGAACAGCUUCCAGGCUCUGAGGACCGUCUGCAGCCAGAUCCCUGAUCCAGGAAAGUAAGUUGAUCUGUUUGACCUUUCUGUCUCUCUGAGCCACACUGCCUUCAUUUCUGCCUCCCUCCCCCUCCCCUGUUUGAAAGGCCUCACCUCACGGUAAGGCAACACCACACAGAGAUGGGAACUCUGCCACUCAGCCCAGACCUGAUCCUGCUGGGCGGGCCAGCUGUCAGUCUGUAGACAGCAGUGACAGUGGACUCGUCUGUGUAGUGUUUCUGUUUGUUUUCAGUGUGUACAUCUGUGUGCUCUGACCAGCUGUGUGUGUCUUAGUUGUGUGUUUACACGUGUGAAAGUGAUUGAAUGACAUGUAUGAUUGUGUGUACAGUACAUGGGCUAACUGGGCUGCUUUGACGUCACGCCCUGUUAUUUCAAAGGCUUGUUCUUCCUCUAAUGGAGGUGUGCAGAAAAAUAGGUCAGGAGCUUCUUCCUCCUCUUUCCCACAUCCUAAGUAAACUCCACUGAUGUAUCUGGGGACCAGAUCACCUCAUUCCUUUAAAAGAUGAUCCAUGUAGAUUUGAACUCUUUCUCAUCAGUAUCUUCUCUCUUCUCUUAGCUGGCUGUCGGCACUUGAGAGCACCCGUUGGCUGCAGCACCUGUCCGUCAUGCUUAAAGCUGCCACUCUGGUGUGUUCAGCGGUGGAGAGGGAGGGUCGUCCGGUCCUCGUUCACUGUUCAGAUGGAUGGGACCGAACCCCUCAGAUAGUUGCCCUUUCCAAGAUCCUGCUUGACCCGUACUACAGGACAUUAGAGGUGAGGGUCUCAAAAGAAUAACUUAAUAACAAGGGUGCACCGAAACCCAAAGUCAGAUUCAUUUGAACAGUGUGGACACAAUGAUACCAAACUCAGGCACGGUUCCUGAGACCGCUCAGAGAGGUGGUCUUGGGCAGGGUUUAUGCAUACUCAGGCAUUGUCUACAGUAGAUGUGAAUGAAGCCACACUUUAACAAGCUAGUGGGCCGGCAUAUAACAUCACUACUAUUUUACUCACUCACAAAUGGGCGGUUUUCAUAAUUGUUUUUUCUUCUUAUUGAUUAGUUAGUAAACCAGUUAAGUGCAAACCACCGUCUAAUGCAUCAGACUGUUUAUAUAUUCAAGUCUGCUUUGGCAUUAUAAGAAAAAAUCAUGUCUGGUGGGAAAGUGCCUCUUGAAAUUCUUUAUGUAAUAUACUGAAAGAGAAAAAUUACAACACCAGUUAAAUUCACUUUACAGUGUUAUGAACAAAUGUAAUAUCAUGGUAAAAAUUUCAACUCCUGCUAGUGACACACACCAGCCUCUUAACUUUGUUUUUUUUUCUUCUUAACAACAAUCCCACAAUAACAAGGACAGCAGUUGUUUACUGUUGCGAGCAGGUCCUAGAAGAAACAGGUGUUGCGUUACGCUGCAGCGUCACUGUUUUGUUAUAGGUGUCAGAAGAAUUGCAUUGUGGUAUUGUUGGCAGAAAAUCAGAAGAAUAUGUAGAAUAAAAAUCAUGAUUUCUGUCCAUUGCAGGUCUAACAGUCUAUAGAAGCAAGGUUUUGGUUGUUGUAUUACUGUAAAAAUAACUAUGAGCACCGUGUGGUUUCACAGGGUUUCCAGGUCCUCGUUGAGACCGAGUGGCUGGACUACGGUCAUAAGUUUGGGGACCGCUGUGGUCACCAGGAGAACGCUGACGAUGUGAGCGAGCAGUGUCCUGUCUUCCUGCAGUGGCUGGACUGUGUUCACCAGCUGCUCAAACAGUUCCCCUGCCUGUUUGAGUUCAACGAGGCCUUCCUGGUGAGUGACUGUCCACUACUCUUCUUACAACGGCCGUAAACGCAUACACUUUGUUUGUUGGUUUGUUUGUAAACCUAGAAGUGUGAUGGACAUCUUUUAAGACAGAGCUCACUCGAAAUCUUGAAUCCUUUGCUUUGAUUUCCUUGCAGACCUUUAUAACCCUUGAGGUACUGCCUUCAAAAUGCUGCGCCCAAUCAGAAUUUACCUUUUUUAAAGCUAAAAGUCAAAUUUUGCAACUAAGAUUAACACAGCUAAUGGAAGUUUAUAAUCUCUAACAUGAGCACAACUCCCCAUUGAAGGGACAUGAGUUAAAAGAUUUCAUAAAUCAGACUGGCAGUUUUUUGUUGUUGUUGUUGUUGUUUUUCAGCUCUCAUUUUAAAAGAAAAAUCCCAUAAAAGAGGAGAAAUAUAACGCUUGCCUAACUUGCUGUGCAGAGUCAUAAUGCUGAGGCUGUAAUUAAACAAUCAUUUCGGUGAAGGAGUUUAGCAAAGGGUCAAUUGAGCAAAAGAACAAACACUUUCAGCUAAUAACCAGAGCUAAUCAUGUUUUGUAUCAGUCAGCCGUUAAAUUGAUUGAGCGGAGCCUUAUUAAACCAUAACGGCUGUAAAUCACCGCCUUGUUCUGUCUUCUUUGUGUUUUCCAGGUUAAGCUGGUGCAGCACACGUACUCGUGUCUUUACGGCACCUUUUUGUGCAACAACGCUCGAGAGAGGGAGGCCAGGAACAUCUACAAACGCACAUGCUCUGUGUGGUCUCUGCUCCGGAGCGGAAACAAGAACUUUCAGAACUUCCUUUACAUCCCCAGUCAUGAUAUGGUACCUCAUACUUUUCAAACUCUCCUUUCUCUGUUUUUAAGAUUUUACUUUAUUACUUUACAAUUAACUAGUACACUACUUUGUUAUUGAUUUGUAGUAGGUACUUUGAGUAACAACUAAGCUGCUACCAACAACUUCUUAGCCUGAGACUGUCACUGAGAAGAAGGUGGCAUGCCCAAACUCAGAGUAUAAUUACAAGACUGUGGUGUAACAUAUGAAUGAAUGGAUGUGCAUUAUUUCGAACCUGCAAUAAAGAAAACAGAAUGUAGGUAGUAACCAUACACAAACACAUGCAUACCAUGAAUAAAAGAAAUCAAAGAUUACUGGCAUCAACCUGCAUGUGUAGCCGAUCUACAUGUUCGAAAAGGAGUAGGAAGAAGUUUAAACUUAUUUAAUCCUACCCCUUUUAUCAACAGUUCCUAUCAACCCAAACAAAAGUCCAGUACUCUGGGGUGACGUAGCACAACGCUAAUAGAAUAAAAGGGACUUUCAUUUUUCUGUGUUGACCUUCUGAGUUUAUCCCUGUCCUUUGUUUUGUCUGCCAGGUGCUGCAGCCAGUCUGCCACACUCGGGCAUUACAGCUGUGGACAUCUGUCUACCUGCCCACCUCCUCCCCCUGCACGGCUGUGGACGACUCCAUGGAGCUCUACCUCCCCCCUUGUGUCACAGGAGACGAACUCACCUCCCGCUCCCUGGACAGGUGUGUUUGUUUGAUGCAAAUCUGGUCUGUUAUUCAGCCUCUGUACUCUCUGUUCCUGUCAAUACUCUUGCCCUAAUUCAAAAACACACAUUCAACAGAGUCGCAGGCCGCCCUCUAGUGUCCAAAACAUGGAAUUGCAUUCUUGUGCAUGUGAGAAAAACAAACCUUUUCUGUGUUUUAUAUGACUAGACUUCCGAAGACACGCUCUAUGGACAACCUGCUGUCAGCUUUAGAGAACGGGGUCCCGCUGACACGCACGUCCAGUGACCCCAAUCUCAACAAGCACUGCCAGGAGGGUCGCCCUGCCCCAGAUCCCUCACCAGCUACAGAAGAAACGUCUGCAAUCAUCUCAGAUGAGGCUGUACAGGAGAAUGGAUUGGACAGCUGUGAAAAGGAACCUCUACAUCAGAGUCCCGCAAAGACCCCUGAGGAUGGUUCUGGUGCUGAGAGUGAAGACACGCCCGAGGAGACCUGUCUCACAACCCAGCCUCUCCCCUCGCUACCCCUUCCCCCUGUCCCUCUUAGUAAGGACGUCGCACUCGCUCACACUCCUGUCCUUCAGCAGGCUUUGCCUCAGAUCACUAACCCUCCACUCCCGCCGCCUCCCCUUCCACCUGGGGACACGAGCCCCUGUAGGACUGCUGAGAGCACCACGUCACCCUCCCAUAAAUCAGAGCCUUGCUUACCCCUCCCCUGCAAAGGCUCACUACAGCCUGCAGUGCCAGCCUCCCCCUUGCUGCUGAACGGCCACACUGACAGCCUUCCAGAGUCUGCAGACUUGCUGGCUCUGAAGCAGCUCACACCACUCCUUCCCUUGGAGGACUCCACUGAGACUCUCACUGGAGAGGGAGAGCUUCCUCCCACAGUGAGCCAGGAUCCCACCCCGAAUCACACUGAUGAUGAGGAGCUUCCUGAGUCAAAGCCCCAGGUGCAGAUCCAGAAAGAGAAAGAGAAAGAGGACUUGAGGACAGAUGUAGUGAAAGGUAGAGAGCGCCCGUUAACAGCCGCUCCUGUAGACUGCGCCCAGGUAGCAGCUCGCCAUCUGAUUUCCCAGAGCCAGCUCUCAGACCUGUCCCUGCUCAACUCCCACUGGGAGAGCGUCCAGGGUCUGGUCCAGUCGGCUCACUCUGGCAUGGGCCGAGCCUUGCAAAACAACUCGUACCAGAGCCGGCGUCUUGCCAGUAAGCUGCUACGCUCACAAGGCUUCUCCCUCGCCAACGGGUCCCAGUGCUGCCGCAGAGAGGCUCUGUGUUGUCCCAGCACCCCUCUGCAGCCCGCGUGGAUGUCUACUGCCAGGACCACAGGUUACACCGGCCUGUGUGGACCUGCCGCUGCAGCCGCCAUCAACGCCUACUCCUUAGCGGGCCAUCAGGUCCUGCCUGCGUCGUUCUCCUCCCCCUCAGCCUCCAGCUCCCCUCCCCCUCCUCAGGCCCCGUCUUACCUGGAUGAUGACGGACUGCCGGUGCCCAUGGACGCCGUGCAGCAGAGACUGCGGCAGAUUGAGGCGGGCUACAAGCAGGAGGUGGAGGUGCUGAGACAGCAGGUGCGACAGCUGCAGAUGAGGCUGGAGAGUAAACAGUACGGCACCCCUCCCUCAGAGCCAGACAUCGACUACGAGGACGACAUUGUGAGUCGAUUUUUCAAUGAUGACAUUAAUUUUGGACAGUCCGGUCCUGUAACCUUUGUUUCUGUCUGCAGGGUCUGUAAAUAUUUACUUUUGAUUAUCCUCAGGAAGUGCUCUGUCCUCUCACCCCCUCCUGUCUGUCUGUCUGCUGACCUCGUCACUGUGUCUUUGUUUUCAGACGUGUCUGCGUGAGUCAGACAACAGUAAUGAGGAGGACUCUCUGUCCACCCACAGCGAGGACCGUCUGUCUGAGGGCAGCUGGGACCGAGUCGAGCCCAAAGACACAGAGGUCAGAGUCCUUUAGUGCCUCAUUGUCUAAAAUAGCUUCUGUCUUCACUUCCUCCCCCUCACCUGUCUGGACACUCCCUAUUACUGCACACUGUCCUGAGAAAGCUGUUAAUAUGUGUACGUGUGUGUGUGUGUGUGUGUGUAGGUCACGAGGUGGGUGCCCGACCACAUGGCUUCCCAUUGUUUCAACUGUGACUGUGAGUUCUGGAUAGCCAAGAGACGUCACCACUGCAGGUGGGCCUUCACCGCUGCUUUCUUACGUUAAAAGACACAAGAACACAUGAACUCACGAACAUGAAAGGUCCACUUGGUUUAGAAACAGGAACAAAAUCAACUUUCACUCAGCAGUUAAGCCCAGGCUCCAACCUCGGCCCGGCGGUGCAUGUCAUCCCCUGCUCUCUCUUAUCUAAUAAAGGCAAAAUGGACCACGGACUAAAAUAACUAAAACAUACAGAUAAGUGUUGAAUCAUAAAACUGUGGCCAGUGGCUUGAAACGAAACUGUUUUGGUGCAAAUGUGCCCUAAUGGAAACACAUGCAAUAGUGCUGUUCUUAUCCUGUACAGACAUUUGGAUAAAGGUUUUUUUUUCUUUAAGUUGAACCGUCUUCAGAUUUGCUAUUAGACGAGUUUCUGUGUCUUUGGAAAGAGUCUGAGCCGUUUCUGCAGCUUUUUCCAUUUUAGCGCAAAGCUGAUUCAGCAGCAUACUUAUAAGCUUUAUAUUUCGACAAAGACUUGUGAGUCUUUGUCAAUCUCAGACUCUUGGUAAGAUAAUUCAUGAAUUUACUCUAAAAUAUUGAACUAGUUCUUUAUCGUGGUUAUUCUUGUCAUCUCACUCUGGCAAACGUUGUGUCCUCCUUCCCUAAUCUCCUCUGAUUGUCUCUUCAGUAGCUGCUGCUCUCAGAUCAGAUCAAACGCUUCCCUGGUUGUUGUAUUCCUUAUGAAACAGCAACAGAUACGAUGAACAUUUGAGCAGGAGCUGUGUCCUGUUUCUCUCCGGCUGUUUUUUGUAUCCACUUUUGUCCUGGCACUCUUUUGUUCUAAUACCAUUCUGCCAAACUAGCAGCCUGAGAUUCAAAGACUCUGUUUGUCUUGUAUUUUCGAGGCUGUAAACCGAGCUCUGAGCUCAGAGUCAAAGGAUCCUGUUAGCCGGAGACUCUUUCUCAAUUAAAUGCUAUAAAAAACUGCAACAGUCGUCUCAAAAUGGAAACUCUUAUUAACAGAGAGAGCUUCAUGUCUGAAAUACAUGUUUGCUGUUCAGAUCUGGCCUCUGGUUUCUUUAUAGUAUCCAUGUAUUGUGCCAACUACCUUUCAUGUUAAGAUGCAUCAAAUCUAGACUUUUCUGAACCUUUACUUACUUGGCGUUUGCAUAUUUCACACAACAGUCAGCAGUUUAUUAAAGGUUUGUUUUUUUUAGGUUUUUGGUUUAAAGCUGUCAGAAUAAGAUGAUGCUUUGAACAAGUCAAUCACAGAUGAAAAGUAUUUGCCACACUGGAAUCAUGCAACACGAAUGCAACUGUACAGAGACGAUAAAAACCAAACCUUUACCAUCAGCUGUAAUUCAUUUAAGGUUUUUCUAAAAUAGCUGCUGAUACAAAAAAAGAGCACAGAGCUUUUUUUAGAUUACAAAUUUUUUAUUCUUGUUUGGCUCUCUUUCUGCAGGAACUGUGGCAACGUGUUCUGUAAAGACUGUUGUCACCUGAAGCUGCCCAUCCCUGACCAGCAGCUGUACGACCCCGUGCUGGUCUGCAACACCUGCCAUGACCUGCUGCUGGAGUCCCGCACCCGCGAGAUCCGCAGCCAGCAGCUCAAGAAGGCCAUCGCCACCGCCUCCAGUUGAGAGACACGUCAUCCGGCUUGGCCCGCCUCAGCUCUGUCCUGCUUUACGGACUGCCGAGCUGAGCGCCUGUUGUGACCCUCAACCUGCUGUGGUUAUGGCUGCGAGGGAAGGAGGGAGGAAGAGGAGUCAGAGUUUUUACUCUUUCGGAGGCUUGGUUUUGAGACGGAGACACUGUGAGAAAGUCUGGGAUGCAAGAGUCAUGCGAGGGAUUGAAAACCUUCUGCUCAGAGACAUUUUUCAGCCUGGAGCACUGCAGCGACCGGCUGCCUCCACACGGCUCAGUCCUCCGGCGGUGUCCCAUCUGAGAUGCACCUCCAACCUUACCACCCCUGCAGAGUCACCCACCUUUAGCACCAAACACAUGCACCCUCCUCACAGACACUGUCUCGCACCUCAGAGGACAAUCGCUCACCCUUUCGGCGUGUCGGGGACUCCAAAGCCUUUCCCUGUACUACUGGAGGCUUUCAACUUUAAGAGAAAAAGAAAAUUGCUGCUACAGUAUUUAAAAGUCUAAUUUUGUAUUCUUAUUUUGUGCACUACUAGCUGUCGUGUGUUUGAGGGAAUCUGAGACCAAACUUGAGCAAAAAGGGAGAAAUCUGCUGUUUACUUUGUCACCGCAUCUUUUUUCUUGGAGCCUGAAUGUAAAAUGUAACGGGGGUUUAACUGGACGGACUUUCUGUUCCUGUGCAUUUGAUCGGUCGUAUAUAUGUGUUCAUUGCUGCGAUGUGUUUUCAAAGAGUUCUGUAUAUGCACAGUCUAUGUGGUUCUGUCUUUAUCAAUGCUUUCCUGCAGUAUAGCCAUGUCGCUACAUUCUGGGGGCUGUGUGCGGACAGAUGGACGCGGUGCAGCGUGUUGUUUGUUUUGUGGGACGUGUGCUUGAUGUGUGAAGAGGAAGAGAAGCAGAGGAUGCUGGGAGACGGCAGAUUUUCUGUGAAGUCUUUUUCUGAUGUGAGAACGUACGAGUUGAAGGUGCUGUGGGAGUUUCUAAAAGGUUUUUCUGCUGAGAUGUUUGUGAAUGAACAGCGUGAUGUCCACCUGACUGAUGACUCCUCCUCAGAUUGUGAAAACUGAACAGUGCUCGAAGUUUCUCGUUUUGUUUCGGGACGCUUGGUCACAGUCCCCCUUUAAAAAAAAAUCUGUGUUUGUGUCUGCUGGUUGUUCUUCGAGACGAUAGUGCCAUAUUUUGUUCCGUCUAUUUUUAAAGCCUUUUUUCUUUCUUACAGAUGGCAGCAGGUUUCUAAUUGGCCACUUCUCUCUAUGUUUCAAUGGUACAGAUAGUUAGCUGCUUAAUAACACUGAGACGACUAAGGAUUAACAGAUGGUUCAGUACGACGAUGAGACGUCACUAAAUUAGGUGAACUGUGUGUCUAAUAUUUGGAAUUUUUUCACACGGUCUUCUUGAAGUCAAAAUCUUUCCGAGAAUUUCAGAAAUGUAACAUACAUAGUAAUCUGAUCUGUAGUGGUGGCUAAAACCUGACACUUAAUGAAUAAUUGUUGUAAAGAAAUGCACUGUAAAAGUUAAAUCCCAUGGGUCAAAAUAAAAGAUUAUAUCAUGGUUCUGA